This is a messenger RNA of Cryptotermes secundus, 46122 nucleotides long. RefSeq names its product titin. NCBI's taxonomy places the organism in Eukaryota, Metazoa, Arthropoda, Insecta, Blattodea, Kalotermitidae. The record is from RefSeq and is a predicted model, not a curated record. Gene Ontology annotation, molecular function: protein binding.
UUCCAAAAUCUGAGCAACCUGAGUGAAGGUGACAUUGCUCACUUUGAAGCAUCUUUAACGCCUGUUGGUGACCAAACCAUGGUAGUAGAAUGGUUCUACAAAGGAGAGGUGCUCAAAGCCAGUCAUCGUACCAGAACUGUCCAUGCUUUUGGUAUGGUGGUGUUAGAGAUUCUAGGUACCAAGAUUGAAGAUUCUGGCACAUACACCUGCCGAGCCACAAACAAGUGGGGCAGGUCUGAGAUUAGCGUUGAACUGGAGUGUGUUGAAAAGCUAAAGGGACAGAAACCACAAUUUACAUCACACAUCCAGAGUUUGGAAGGCUUGAAAGAUGGAGACUCUGUUCACUUCGAGUGUACACUGAUCCCAGUUGGAGAUCCAAACCUCAAAGUGGAGUGGUUCCACAAUGGCCAACCCAUAAGACACUCAUCACGCAUGAAAUCUGUGUCAGACUUUGGCUUUGUAGUGAUGGAUAUUUCAUAUAUUCAGAGUCAUGACUCCGGAGAGUAUGUUUGCAGAGCUAGUAACAGAUAUGGUGAGGACUUCACCCGAGCAACUAUCAAGUGUGUUGGUAAGGGAGGAGUAUAUCUAGACAGUCUUCAGCCUGAUUCCCUUGCUAGGAUUCGAGAGCUGGAAGUUGGACAGGGAGGACAACCUCAGGCUCCCACCACACCAGUUUUGGAACCACCGAAGUUCAUCACCCAGAUCUCUAAUGUAACUCAGCUGGUGGAAGGACAGAGUGCACACUUUGAAGCCAGACUUACACCUGUCAAUGACCCUAACUUAACGGUUGAAUGGUUCUACAAUGGCAAGAAACUUCCUCAUGGCCAUCGCUACCGAACAUUCCAUGACUUUGGCAUUGUGAUUUUGGACAUUCUGUAUUGCUAUGAGGAGAACUCUGGUGAAUAUGAAUGUCGUGCUGUCAACAAAGUUGGUCAAGACUCAACGAAAGCAACACUAAAGUGUGUCUCAAAAGCAAAUCUCAUCUUGGAGUCCCAGUUACCAAGGGGCAUGGAAGGAGGUCUUGAAAAGAUUCAGAACCUGGAAGAUUCGCUAAUCCGUACUCGGGAUGAGAGGUCCACAGAGAGCCGAGUCCAAGCUCCUGUUUUCACUGUGCCAUUGUCUAAUAUUGACAGCUUACGGGAAGGAGAGAACGCUCACUUUGAAGCCAGACUUACACCAACAGAUGAUCCAAAACUAAAGGUGGAGUGGUUCUGGAAUGGAAGACCACUGAAAACGGGCUCCCGUUUCCGCACCUUCUGUGACUUUGGCUUUGUCAUCCUUGAGAUCUCUCCAGUGUACCCUGAGGAUUCAGGGGAAUAUUCAUGCCGAGCCUUCAACGAGUAUGGACAGGCUGUCACAACAGCAAGCAUGAAAGUUCAAGGUAAGAGGAGCAUAAUAUUGGAGUCACAACUGCCAAAAGGUAUGGAAAGGACAAUUGAGAAGAUUGCUGAGCUGGAGGGUCUGGGAGCUAUACCAGGCCAAACCUCUCCUGAGGAAGAUUCUGGAAAACCACCUGAAUUCAUUACAACACCUGUGGAUCUCACGCUGACCGAGAACUCACUGGCACAUUUUGAGUGUCAGCUGACUCCAGUGAAUGAUUCCAGCAUGCGUGUGGAGUGGUACCACAAUGGAAAGCCUCUGUCUGCAGGUUCCCGCAUCAAGACCAUCAAUGAUUUUGGAUUUGUUAUUCUAGAAGUUGCUGGCGUGUAUCAACGAGAUUCUGGUCUUUACACAUGCAAGGCUACCAAUCGUCAUGGAGAGGCUACUGUAUCGUGUAAACUACAAGUUCGAGGUCGUCAGGGUAUUAUUAUGGAGCCACAGCUGCCAAGCAACUUCCGUACUGGUACUGAGAGUAUUCAGAAACUUGAAGAAGCAUUGUACAAACGAGAUGAGAUCUUGUCAGAAGAGGAGAAACCAGAUCCACCAAGAUUCAUUGUGGAACUCAAGGACAUUGUGGAUGUGCCUGAGGGUGGUGCUAUACACUUUGAAUGCAGAGUGGAGCCAGUUGGUGAUUCUACGAUGCGUAUUGAUUGGUUCCAUAAUGGGCGUCCAUUUGCAACUGGUUCUCGUGUUCACAUGCUCAAUGAUUUUGGUUUCAUUGUGCUAGAUAUGGAUUAUACUUAUGCCCGGGACUCUGGAGAGUAUGUUUGCAGGGCAACGAACAAGUGGGGAUCAGCUACAACCAAGGCCACUCUCACAUGCACAGCUAAGCGAGAUAUUGUCUUGGACUCACAAUUGCCGCAAGGAAUGAGCGGAGAGAAACUGAAGGAACUGGAACGUGGACCAGUGAGUCAUGCUCUUCCAGAGGAAGCUCCACUUUCUCCACCCAAGUUCAUCACUCAGAUUGAAUCAGUGGGCAUUGGUGAAGGAGAACCUGUCCAUUUUGAAUGUCGUGUAGAGCCAAAAACAGACCCCAAAUUGAGGGUGGAAUGGUACCGCAAUGGCAAGCCCCUACCAACCGGACAUCGUUUCCGUACCUUGUAUGAUAUGGGCUUUGUGUCUCUUGACAUUUUAUAUACAUACCCAGAGGAUUCUGGUGAAUAUGUCUGCAGGGCUGUCAAUGAUCUGGGAGAGGACACAACAAGAGCUACCAUCUCAUGUAAACAGUUACCAACCAUCAUACUUCAGAAUCAGGUACCAAAGGGAAUGAAGAAGUCUGAGGCAUUGAUGCAGAUGGAAGCAACUAUCAAGAAGUACACUUCAGAAAUAUUUUUGACUGAGGAUGAUCUUUAUGAUAUUGAGAAGAAACAGCCACCUCGGUUUGUAACUCAAAUCCAAGAUCAGACCUCAUUAGUUGAGAUGCAGUCAACCAAAUUUGAAUGUCAAUUAGCACCUGUGGGAGAUCCAAAUAUGAAAGUUGAAUGGUUCUUCAAUGGAAAACCUCUUCCUCACAAAAACCGAUUCACACCUAUUUAUGACUUUGGAUAUGUUGCCAUGAACUUCGGUUGGGUGUAUCCCGAGGACAGUGGUGAAUAUCUUUGCCGAGCCACCAACUUGUAUGGCAUGGAUGAAACUCGUGCCAUUAUUAAAACUGCUGGCAAGCCUGGUAUCAUCUAUGAAUCACAACUUCCCAAAGGCAUGAAGAGUAUUGAAAGAAUUCGAGAGAUGGAAGCUGCAUGGCAAAUUGUUCCUGAGGAAGCUACAGAGGAAUUGAAACCAAAACAAGCUCCAGCAUUUGUUACAAAGCCAGAACCAUUCGCUGUCACAGAAGGAGAAAUGGCCCGCUUCUGCUGCCGUGUAACUGGACAUCCCAAGCCUCGAGUUAUGUGGAUUGUGAACGGGCAUACUGUGGUCAAUGGUACAAGGUACAAGUUAACAUAUGAUGGUAUGUGGCAUUUGGAUAUACCAAAGACUCGGCAGUAUGAUCAUGGAAAAGUGGAAGUGAUUGCUCGCAACUCGGCUGGAGAAGCUGUUGCUGUCACUGACCUAACAGUGAAACCUCGGCAGGAUGACUAUCGUAAUGUUCUCAAGAAUUCUCCAAGACCAUGGUAUGACUAUGAACUCACACAAUAUCAAAAAGAACGUCAGGAGACAGAGUUGGAAAGGAUAUUUGAAGAACGCAAUGCAUCAUCACAGCAAGUGGAAAUUGGUGAACAUCUAGGCAAGCAGAAAAUCAUCAAGGAGCCUGAAACAGAAUGGCAGCAGACACUGAAAAAGAAGAAGGGUGAAGAAUACUACUCAAAAUUGAAGGAGUUGGAAGAUGAGCAGGUGGUCAAGGAAACAAGGCUACGUGAAGCAUCACAUCAGUUUGCAAUUCCAGGAGAGAAAGUGAUUCACAAAUCCCUUGCUAAAGGAAUGGCUCAGAGUUAUGAGGAGAAGUUGGAUAAGCAAGAAGAAGUACUUGCAUCCCCACAGCCAAUUAUACGUACAGCAGGCAAGGCAGUAGACUCACAGUCAGUGACUGAUACUUCAGAAACAUCUAUCGAUUCACAAAAGGUGACAGGAGUUCCACCAGAACCAUCUGAGUCCGCAAUCCAUGGACGAGAGGUCCAUGUUGCUAAGCAGAAGCAGACCCAGAAAGAAGUGAAGGGAGAUUUGGAAAUUACCCGUAAGAUCACAGCAACUGAAACUACAGAAGUAGAGCACAAAGCAAGGACCCAGGAACGAGUAGUACAGGGUCAAGUGAAACCAACCAAACCACCAUUCUUCACCAAGAAGAUCCAGCCAUGCCGUGCUUUUGAGCAGUCACAAGCCCGAUUUGAGGUUGAAUUUGAUGGUGAUCCUCUACCAACAAUCAAAUGGUUCCGUGAAGACUUUCCAAUCCAAAGUUCACCUGAUCUGCAGAUCCACACCUUCAGCACAAAGUCAAUACUGAUUGUGCGUCAAGUGUUCAUGGAAGACUCAGGCGUUUUCAGUGUUGUGGCUGAAAACCGAGGAGGAUCAGCCAAAUGUAGUGCCAACCUGGUGGUGGAGGAACGUAGGCGACAUGGUAGAGGUGGUGUAAUCCCACCAAGCUUCCUCACCACAGUCCAAGACACCACUGUGGCAGUAGGACAACUUGCUAGAUUUGAUGCUCGUGUGACUGGCACAAAGCCACUUGAUGUCUAUUGGCUGAAGAAUGGGAAGAAGAUAACAUCUGACAUUCGUUACAAGACCCUUGAAGAAGAUAACACUUACACUUUGCUCAUUAUUGAGGCAUUCCCAGAGGAUUCUGGAAAAUAUGAGUGUGUUGCAAUCAACAGUGCAGGUGAAGCUCGUUGUGAUGCUCAGUGCUUGGUGCAACAGCCGUCAUCUACACCAAGCAAGGCACAGCCUUCUAAACCAAUCACACCUGGCACUGAACAGGCUCCAAGUGUUGUCGAGCCUCUCAAAGGACAAGUAAUAAGGGAAGGCCAAGCAGUUGCUUUCAGGUGCAAGAUUUCUGGCAGGCCAGUUCCAGAUAUUAAAUGGUUAAAAGGAGACAAGGUGAUAAAACCAUCAAAAUACUUCCAAAUGCAGAAAGACGGUGAUGUGUAUACCCUGCGUAUAUCUGAGGCUUUCCCAGAGGAUGAAGGAGUCUAUAAGUGCAUUGCAGCAAACCCUGCAGGAGAUGUAACCCUCUCUGCUGAUUUGCGUGUGCUUGCUCCAGACACACAAGAAGUGACACCCAGUCUGAGUCCAAUGAAUGAUGUUAUUGUAUCUGAGGGAAGCCCAGCCCAGUUUAGAACUCAGGUUUCUGGAAAACCACAGCCAACUAUUCAGUGGCUCAGGGACGGGCUUGUAAUUCCACAAUCUGCUGACUUCCAGAUGAUUCAUGAGGGCACAAAUGUUGUGCUUCUCAUUGCUACCACUUAUGAGGAAGAUUCUGGCACCUUCACCUGCCGCGCAACCAACUCUGCCGGCCAGGUGGAGACAUCUGCCCAACUUAUCGUCAAAAGACAACAAAAGUUAGUCUAUGGAACACCUGUCUCAGACCAGACAGAGGGUAGUAUGGUGAGCAAAACAAGAGGUUUUCCAAAAUCUAAGGGAGGACAAGGUCAACCUUCUGCCAUUGAUGGUGUUGGAUCAACAGAUGAUGAACUAAAUGAGAAUUUUGAUGAUAUAAUAAUCCCUAGAGGAGAUGAAACAUUACCAUGGAGGAAAAUUAGGAAAGGCAAACAAGAUACAGCUCCAUGGCGCCAUGUAUCUAGGGACAGAUCCUUGGAAGGCAAACAAACAAAGGAUGAAAGUCAUCCAGGUGCACCAAAGUCAAUCAUACCAUGGACACAGGAAGAUGUGAAGCUUAAGAGAGCACAAAGGGUAAAAAAAGAGCCCCAAAAAGAGCAUGUGGAGGAAGUUCAACUGAAACCAACGAAGAGAGACAAGAAAGAAAUUCCUAGAGAAGAAUUGGAAGAGGUGGAUCUGAAGCCCAUUAAGAAACAGUUAAGAGACCAAGGAAGACCAGAGGACACAUUGUUAAAAUCAGUUCCGAAAGAGAAACUGCAUCCUAUUGAGACUGAGCGAAUUAAAUUGAAACCUUUCGGAAAAGGAGAGACAGAGCUGCCUUUAGCAUCAGAACAAAUACCACUAAAGCAAGAGUCUAAGACAGAUGCAGUACAGAGAUCACAAGAGACAUUGCUUAAUCUGACAGAGCAAGAAGAUACUAUUAUACUAGACAAUAAAAAGAAUGUAGAUGAAAUAGGCAGAAGAACAUUGCAUGAUCAGGAAAAGAAAGAAGUUACUCCCAAAGUUGUUGAGGAAUUAACCAAACCAAUACCAUGGACUCGGGAGGCUAUCGAGCUUAAAAAGGCUCCAAGAGAAAUAAAGGAACCACAAGUAGAAAAGCUUGAAACUAUACAGUUAAAGCACACAAAAAUGGAGAAGAAAGCAAUUCCAAAAGAAGAGCUUGAACAGGUUGAUUUGAAAGCUGUAACAAAAGAAAAACAAGAUGUAGACCGGCCUGACUCUGCAAAACUAAAACCAGUAAGAAAAGAAGUGUCCAAAUUGGAGGAUUUAGAAAAACCCUUCAAAUCUGUACCAGAAUACUCAGCAGUUCGGAGGUCUGAAGAAGAUGGCACAACAUUAAUUCGGACUGAAAUAUCUAUGGAUGAAACUAGACAACUAAAAGAAGUGAAGGAGAGAGCACAUGAAAGUGUGAUGAGAAGAACAGAAGUAGAUGAAUCAAGUUUCUUACAAGUGGAUAAAACUGUUGAAGAGAAAGAGAUAAGAGAGGAUAAAACAGACUCAAGUUUCUUACAAGUGGAUAAAACUGUUGAAGAGAAAGAGAUAAGAGAGGAUAAAACACCACAUAUGAAGUCCGAGGAGGAACAAAGUCAGAAACCAGGACUACCUUGGACUCAAGAAGGUAUAAAGCUGAAAAGAACACCGCUUCAAAAGAAGGAACUUAAGAUGAAAGAAACGCUGGAGGGUGCAAAGCUAAAACCAACAAAACGUGAUCAGAAAGAGCUGCCAAAGGAAGAACUGGAACAUGUUGAUUUGCGAACUGUCAAGAAAAGACCUCAAGAGCCUGAAAAAUCUGAUGGUGAUACUUUACAUCCUGUUCAAAGUGUCUCACUGGCUCCUUCACAAGUUGAUCAGGUUUAUUUGACACCAGGUCGUCCUGGCAAGUCAAAAUCAGAAGUAACUGAAAGGAAACCUAAAGAGAGUCUAGAAACAAGAUCAGAACGAGAGGAUUUGACCUUGCAGCAAAUUCAAAGAACCAAAGUUACAACUUCACAAACACAAGAUAAAGUGAAGACAAUUGGAGAAGAAGAUUCUGGUUUCAAGGAACAGAUUACAGCACCUGGGAGAUCACUAGAGGACAAAAGUCAGAGAUUUCCAGAAACUGAAAUAGAAGAAGAACAAACCAAGCUUCCUAAACAAGCACCAUGGACCCAAGAGGUUAUAAGGUUAAAGAAAACAUCAAAACAAUUUAAGGAACAUAUAAAAGAGAAACUAGAUGAGGUACAGCUGAAGCCAACCAAACGAAAUCAGAAAGAUAUUCCAAAGGAGGAACUUCAAACUGUUGAUUUACAGCCUAUUGGAAUAAUACCACAAGAGUCCAAAAAAUCAGAGGCUGUUACCUUGCGCCCAGUUGUGAGAAGCAUUCUGGCUCCUUUGGAAGCUGCAGAAGUUCCUCAAAAACCCACUCAUCCUGACAAGAUGAAGCCUGAGAAGUCAGGAGCAGUUGAUAGGAAAUCUGAAGAAACUUCAAUAAUGAGGAAAGAGGAAGAAGAUAUAACUUCACUACAGAUUAAAAGAACUCAAGAUACAACUUUAGAAACAAAAGACAGAUUACAGAAAACAAUGGAAGAAAACUCGAGUUUGCUGAUUAUUGAGGAAACAACCAAAGAACAAAUGACAGCACCUUGGAGAUCACAAGAGGACACAACCCAGAAAUUGUCAAAAACAGAGAUCAAGGAGCAGACCAAACUUCCUAAACAGGUACCAUGGACUCAGGAAGUUGUUGCAUUGAAGAAAGCACCAAGAGAAAAGAAAGAACCCCAACGAAAGGAAUUAGAAGAAGUGCAGUUAACACCAGUAAAAAAGCCAUUGAAAUCAGAGACAGAAGCGAUACAGAAGUUGGAUACUCUUAUACCACAGGAAGUUCAAGAAAGAACAGUUACUUCAGAGGAAUUAGUAACCGUGAAAGUGACCCAAGAUAUAGAAGAAGACCAACUAUCCAAAAUACCGUGGCAGAAAGUGGAAGAUGUUACAAUGCUCAAAAAUCGAAAACAAGAGGAAGGAGUUCAGAAAAUUGCAGCUCCUGAGAAGUUACCAGAUAUGGAUGUCCCCGAGAAGGAUAUACCACAUAAGAAACCGCAGGUGCUCUGGCAAAGAGAAGAAAGAGAACUUUUGCCCAUUCAUUUAACGGAUCAAGAAAAACCAAAACCAGAUGAACAUUUCAUGAAGUCAGAGUUGCCGUGGCACAGAAAAAGUAAGGAAGUUCCCAAAAACAAAUCACAAGAACAACAGAAAGUUAAGGAAGUAGUAUUGAAACCUGAUGAGGGUGUUCUAUCAGAAGUAGAGAAAUCAGAAUUUAAAUCUAAGCUGCCUUGGCAGAGAGAUAAGAAACCCAAAAGAGAAGAGGUAAAACCAGAGGAAGUUACUCCGAAACCAGUUCAUAAGGAUGUACCAAAAGAGAUUAAAGUAGAAGAGGAAAUAAAACUGAAACCUGUUACUAAGGACAGGCCACAAUCUCCACAGCCUGAAGAAAUUGUUUUGAAACCAAUUCCUAAGAAGGGAAAGCCAGAGAAAGAGAAGGAUGAAAUUCAGCACAAACUUUUGAAACCAGCUGCAGAUAUGCAAGCACUCCCUGAAGAAGAAAAGCCAGUUCCCUCCACGUUGACUGAAGAGAAGCCAGAAGAGGAGAAACUAUCUAAAGUUCCAUGGCGCCGAGGCAAGAAACCUGUGAAAGAAGCACCACAGCCAGAAGUGGUCACCCUUAAACCGAUGCUUAAAGAAAUACCUAAAGAUAUUGAACAGGAAGAGAAAGUGGUACUGAAGCCCAUACCAAGUGAGAGGCCACAGUCCCCAAAACUAGAAGAAGUGACAGUGAAGCCUGUUGGAAGGAAGGAAAAGCCAGUGGCAGAGAAGGAGAAAGAAAUUGUCACAUUGAAGCCUGUUCCAAGGAAGGAGAAACCAGUUGAAGAAAAGGAGGACAUCAUAUUGAAACCUGUCCCAAAGAAGGAGACACCAGGUGAGGAGAAGGAAGAGACACAUUUGAAAAAAAUUCCAAAGAAAGAGAUGCCAGUUCCUUCCAUGGUAACUGAGGAGAAACCAGAAGAUGAGAAACUACCUGAUAAACCUGAAGUUCCAUGGCGCCGAGGUAAGAAACCUGUGAAGGAAGCACCGCAGCCAGAAGUGGUCACCCUUAAACCGGUGCUUAAAGAAAUACCUAAAGAUGUUGAACAGGAUGAGAAAGUGACACUGAAGCCCAUCCCAAGUGAGAGGCCACAGUCUCCAAAACCAGAAGAAGUGAUACUGAAACCUACUGGAAAGAAGGAAGAGCCAGUGGCAGAGAAGGAGAAAGAACUUGUCACAUUGAAGCCUGUUCCAAGGAAGGAGAAACCAGUUGAAGAAAAGGAGGACAUCAUAUUGAAACCUGUCCCAAAGAAGGAGACACCAGGUGAGGAGAAGGAAGAGACACAUUUGAAAAAAAUUCCAAAGAAAGAGAUGCCAGUUCCUUCCAUGGUAACUGAGGAGAAACCAGAAGAUGGGAAACUACCCAAUAAAUCUGAAGUUCCAUGGCGCCGAGGUAAGAAACCUGUGAAGGAAGCACCGCAGCCAGAAGUGGUCACCCUUAAACCGGUGCUCAAAAAAAUACCUAAAGAUGUUGAACAGGAUGAGAAAGUGACACUGAAGCCCAUCCCAAGUGAGAGGCCACAGUCUCCAAAACAAGAAGAAGUGACACUGAAACCCACUGGAAAGAAGGAAAAACCAGCGGAAGAGAAGGAGGAAGAAGUGGUCGUAUUGAAACCUGUUCCAAGGAAAAGAAUUCCUGAAGAGAAGGAAGAGAUAAAUUUAAGACCAGUUCCAAAGAGAGAGAAACCAGAAGAACAGAAGGAAGAAAAGAGUCUUACACCUGUACCAGGGAAAGAACAGCCAAAAGAAGAGGAGGAAGAAAGUAACUUGAAACCUACGUCACUGAAAGGGAAACCAAAAGAAGAAAAAGAAGAGGCCAGGUUGAAACUAGUCCCAAAAGAAAAGAAAGCAGAAGAAGAGAAGAAAGAAAUUAUAUUAAGACCAAUUCCAAGGAGCGAGAAGCUGGAGGAAGAAGAGCAAGAAUUUAGAUUGAAACCCACCUUAAAAGAAGAUAAAUCUGCAGAACAGAUAGAAGUGCAGUUGUCAUCAGUGUCUGCGAUUGUGGAAGAAGAAAAACAAGCAGAGAAAAUGACAGAAAAAUCCGAAUUAUCUUGGCGUCGAGGCAAGAAGCCCAAAACAGAGGAAUCAAAACCAGAGGAAAUUGUUCUGAAACCAGUUCAUAAGGAUGUACCAAAAGAGAUUAAAGUAGAAGAGGAAAUAAAACUGAAACCUGUUACUAAGGACAGGCCACAAUCUCCACAGCUAGAAGAAGUUGUUUUGAAACCAAUUCCUAAGAAGGAAAAGCCAGAGAAAGAGAAGGAUGAAAUUCAACAAAAUAUUUUGAAACCAGCUGCAGAUAUGGGAGCACUCCCUGAAGAAGAAAAGCCAGUUCCCUCCACGGUGACUGAAGAGAAGCCAGAAGAGGAGAAACUAUCUAAAGUUCCAUGGCGCCGAGGCAAGAAACCUGUGAAAGAAGCACCACAGCCAGAAGUGGUCACCCUCAAACCGGUGCUCAAAGAAAUACCUAAAGAUGUUGAACAGGAUGAGAAAGUGGUACUGAAGCCCAUCCCAAGUGAGAGUCCACAGUCUCCAAAACCAGAAGAAGUUAUACUGAAACCUACUGGAAAGAAGGAAGAGCCAGUGGCAGAGAAGGAGGACAUCAUAUUAAAACCUGUUCCAAAGAAGGAGACACUAGCAGAGGCGAAGGAAGAGAUGCCAGUUCCUUCCAUGGUGACGGAAGAGAAGCCAGAAGAGGCGAAACUACAAGAUAAAUCUGAAGUUCCAUGGCGCCGAGGUAAGAAACCUGUGAAGGAAGCACCGCAGCCAGAAGUGGUCACCCUUAAACCGGUGCUCAAAGAAAUACCUAAAGAUGUUGAACAGGAAGAGAAAGUGGUACUGAAGCCCAUACCAAGUGAGAGGCCACAGUCCCCCAAACCAGAAGAAGUGACAGUGAAGCCUGUUGGAAGGAAGGAAAAGCCGGUGGCAGAGAAGGAGAAAGAAAUUUUCACAUUUAAGCCUGUUCCAAGGAAGGAGAAGCCGGUUGAAGAAAAGGAAGAUAUCAUGUUGAAACCUGCUCCAAAGAAGGAGACGCCAGCUGAGGAGAAGGAAGAGACGCAUUUGAAAGAAAUUCCGAAGGAAGAGGUGCUAGUUCCUUCCAUGGUGACCGAAGAGAGGACAGAAGAGGGGAAACUACCCGAUAAAUCUGAAGUUCCAUGGCGCCGAGGUAAGAAACCUGUGAAGGAAGCAUCGCAGCCAGAAGUGGUCACCCUUAAACCGGUGCUCAAAGAAAUACCUAAGGAUGUUGAACAGGAAGAGAAAGUGACACUGAAGCCCAUCCCAAGUGAGAGGCCACAGUCUCCAAAACCAGAAGAAGUGAUACUGAAACCUACUGGAAAGAAGGAAGAGCCAGUGGCAGAGAAGGAGAACAUCAUAUUAAAACCUGUUCCAAAGAAAGAGACACUACUAGCCGAGGCGAAGGAAGAGAUGCCAGUUCCUUCCAUGGUGACGGAAGAGAAGCCAGAAGAGACGAAACUACAAGAUAAAUCUGAAGUUCCAUGGCGCCGAGGCAAGAAACCUGUGAAGGAAGCACCGCAGCCAGAAGUGGUCACCCUUAAACCGGUGCUCAAAGAAAUACCUAAAGAUGUUGAACAGGAAGAGAAAAUGGCACUGAAGCCCAUCCCAAGUGAGAGGCCACAGUCUCCAAAACAAGAAGAAGUGAUACUGAAACCCAUUACAAGGAAAGAAGAGCCAGUUGAAGAAAAGGAGGACUUCAUAUUGAAACCUGUUCCAAGGAAGGAGACACCAGAAGAAAAGGAAGAGACAUGUUUGAAAGAAGCUCCAAAGAAAGAGAAACCUGAAGAGAAUAAGAAGGAAGAAAAGUUAAAACCAGUUCCAAAGAAAAUUAAGACAGUCGGGGAGAAACAGGAAGUAAUGUUGGAAUAUGCUCCAAGAAAAGAAAAGCCAGAAGAAGAGAAGGAAGAGUUCAGGUUGAAACCAGUUCCCAAGAAAGAAAACCCAGAGGAAGAGAAGGAAGAAAUCAUUUUAAAACCUAUUCGAAGGAAAGAAAAGCCAGACGAAGAGAAGGAAGAGGUCAGGUUGAAACCAGUUCCCAAGAAAGAGAAACCAGUGGAAGAGAAGAAAGAAGUUAGUUUAAAACCUAUUCGAAGGAAAGAAAAGCCAGAAGAAGAGAAGGAAGAGGUCAGGUUGAAACCAGUUCCCAAGAAAGAAAAACCAGAGGAAGAGAAGGAAGAAAUCAUUUUAAAACCUAUUCGAAGGAAAGAAAAGCCAGACGAAGAGAAGGAAGAGGUCAGGUUGAAACCAGUUCCCAAGAAAGAGAAACCAGUGGAAGAGAAGAAAGAAGUUAGUUUAAAACCUAUUCGAAGGAAAGAAAAGCCAGAAGAAGAGAAGGAAGAGGUCAGGUUGAAACCGGUUCCCAAGAAAGAAAAGCCAGAAGAAGAGAAGGGAGAGGUCAGUUUGAAACCAGUUCCCAAGAAAGAGAAACCAGAGGAAGAGAAGAAAGAAAUCAAUUUAAAACCUAUUCGAAGAAAAGAAAAGCCAGAAGAAGAGAAGGAAGAGUUCAUUUUGAAACCAGUUCCCAAGAGAGAGAAACCAGAGGAAGAGAAGAAAGAAAUCAGUUUAAAACCUGUUCCAAAGAAAGAAAAGCCAGCCGAAGAGAAGGAAGAAAUCAGUUUAAAACCUGUUCCAAGGAAAGAAAAGCCAAAAGAAGAGAAAGAAGAGGUCCAGUUGAAAACAGUUUCCAAGAAAGAGAAACCGGAGGAAGAGAAGAAAGAAGUAAGUUUAAAACCUAUUCGAAGGAAAGAAAAGCCAGAGGAAGAGAAGAAAGAAAUCAGUUUAAAACCUGUUCCAAAGAAAGAAAAGCCAGCCGAAGAGAAGGAAGAGGUCAGUUUGAAACCAGUUCCCAAGAAAGAAAAGCCAGAGGAAGAGAAGGAAGAAAUCAGUUUAAAACCUGUUCCAAGGAAAGAAAAGCCAAAAGAAGAGAAAGAAGAGGUCCAGUUGAAAACAGUUUCCAAGAAAGAGAAACCGGAGGAAGAGAAGAAAGAAGUAAGUUUAAAACCUAUUCGAAGGAAAGAAAAGCCAGCCGAAGAGAAGGAAGAAGUCAGUUUGAAACCUGUUCCCAAGAAAGACAAACCAGAGGAAGAGAAGAAAGAAAUUAUUUUAAAACCUAUUCCAAGGAAUGAAAAGCCAGAAGAAGAAAAGGAAGAGGUCAGUUUGAAACCAGUUCCCAAGAAAGAGAAACCAGUGGAAGAGAAGAAAGAAGUUAGUUUAAAACCUAUUCGAAGGAAAGAAAAGCCAGAGGAAGAGAAGGAAGAGGUCAGGUUGAAACCGGUUCCCAAGAAAGAAAAGCCAGAAGAAGAGAAGGAAGAGGUCAGGUUGAAACCUGUUCCCAAGAAAGACAAACCAGAGGAAGAGAAGGAAGAAAUCAGUUUAAAACCUGUUCCAAGGAAAGAAAAGCCAGACGAAGAGAAGGAAGAGGUCAGUUUGAAACCAGUUCCCAAGAAAGAGAAACCAGUGGAAGAGAAGAAAGAAGUUAGUUUAAAACCUAUUCAAAGGAAAGAAAAGCCAGAGGAAGAGAAGGAAGAGGUCAGUUUGAAACCAGUUCCCAAGAGAGAAAAACCAGAGGAAGAGAAGGAAGAGGUCAGGUUGAAACCGGUUCCCAAGAAAGAAAAGCCAGAAGAAGAGAAGGAAGAGGUCAGGUUGAAACCAGUUCCCAAAAAAGAAAAACCAGAGGGAGAGAAGGAAGAAAUCAGUUUAAAACCUGUUCCAAGGAAAGAAAAGCCAGAAGAAGGGAAGGAAGAAAUCAGUUUAAAACCUGUUCCAAAGAAAGAAAAGCCAGAAGAAGAGAAGGAAGAGGUCAGUUUGAAACCAGUUCCCAAGAAAGAGAAACCAGAGGAAGAGAAGAAAGAAAUCAGUUUAAAAUCUAUUCGAAGAAAAGAAAAGCCAGAAGAAGAGAAGGAAGAGGUCAGUUUGAAACCAGUUCCCAAGAAAGAAAAACCAGAGGAAGAGAAGGAAGAAGUCAGGUUGAAACCAGUUCCCAAGAGAGAAAAACCAGAGGAAGAGAAGGAAGAGGUCAGGUUGAGACCUGUUCCCAAGAAAGAAAAGCCAUCCGAAGAGAAGGAAGAAAUCAGUUUAAAACCUAUCCGAAGGAAAGAAAAGCCAUCCGAAGAGAAGGAAGAGGUCAGUUUGAAACCUGUUUCCAAGAAAGAUAAACCAGAGGAAGAGAAGAAAGAAAUCAUUUUAAAACCUAUUGCAAGGAAUGAAAAACCAGAAGAAGAAAAGGAAGAGGUCAGUUUGCAACCAUUUCCCAAGAAAGAGAAACCAGUGGAAGAGAAGAAAGAAGUUAGUUUAAAACCUAUUCGAAGGAAAGAAAAGCCAGAAGAAGAGAAGGAAGAAAUCAGUUUAAAACCUGUUCGAAGGAAAGAAAAUCUGAUUGAAGAAAAGGAUGAGGUUAGCCUCAAAGCAGUUCCCAAGAAAGAAAAACCAGAAGAAGAGAAGGAAGAAAUCAAUUUGAAACCUAUUUCAAUUGAAGAAAAGCUAAAGGAAACUGAAGAUGUGGUGUUGAAGUUUGUAACAAAGGCAGAAAAACGAACGGAAGAGGGGGAAAUGGAGAAGAUUGUAUUAAAACCCAUUUUGAAAGCAGAAAUGGCAGAGGAGAAAGAGGAAGUAGUGGAAUUGAAACAUGAUUUGGAAGAACAACCAGUACCUCUACAGGAGACUGAUGAACCUAGGACUGAAGAUGGAAAGUCACCUGAGAAAACAGAUCUUCCUUGGCGUAGAAAGAAACCAAAGAAGCCACAACAAAAGCCAGCCAAUGAUGUAGGCCGACCAGAAGAAGUUCUACAAACAGUUCAAGUUACAUGUGAGUCCAAAGAUGUGGAAGUACCUGAAGAGAAGAAAGUGGCACCUUGGAGAAGGAGAAAGAUAACAAAGCCUCAAGAGACAAUUCCAGUGCCAGUUUCUGAAGAAUCCAAACCAGAAGAAACUGAAGAACCUUGGGGGAAGGAGAGAUUACAGUUACCAGAAUUGAAACCAGUUCAGGUUGAGGACAAGGGAGAAGAGUUCACUGAGGAGAAAAAGUCUGAGACACGUGUUACUCUCUCAACCAUACAGAAACAAGUGGCUGUGAGACCAAAGCCCGAGUUUCCUUCAGAAGAGAUUAAGGAAUCUGAAGAAGUGCAUCAGAUCUGGCAGAAGGAGAUUAAAGUGGACACAGUUUCUAAGAAGAAGGUGAUACAGCAUGGAAGAGUGUCGGUUCCAGAGGAUGACAGACCAUUAAGAGAGCUAGAGAUCGUAACUGCCAAGCGAGUUAUGGAGGGUGUGAUAUGUCUGCCAGAGGAACCAGUGGUAGAGGAUGUGGAGGUACUUGAAGAUCAACGUACAGUGAGACAUUCUUUGGUACAGGAGACAGCUGCUGAAAUAACAACUAUGUCAUCAAAGACUGUUGCACCUUACUUUAUUCAGCGUUUACAACCAGUCACUGCUAAACCUAACAAGACUGCAUUGUUCACAUGUAAAGUUCAUGGCUAUCCAUUUCCAGAACUUACCUGGUAUCAUAAUGGAGUAGAAAUUCAGCCAACAUCUUCUACAGUUUUUAAGGUAGUUGAAUCCACAGCCACACUUGAGAUCAGCAAUGUCACUCCAGAUGAUGUUGGAAACUACACUUGUCAGGCCUCUAACCCUGCAGGUGUUGCAACCUCGACAGCCAAUCUUGUUGUUAUAGAAAAAGAGGAAAGUGGAACUGCUCCUUACUUUAUUCAGCCACUGAAGCCUCAGGUGGUACAACCUAAAGAAGUUGCAACAUUGCAGUGCAUAGUGGUGGGUACUCCCACACCAACUGUCAAAUGGUACUGUUCCAAUAAGGAAUUGAAGCCAGGAAGAAGUCGAGAAAUCAACUACAACUCAGAGACUGGAAUUGCAACCCUUAAACUUUUGGAGCCAACUGAGCAGGAUCAAACUAUAUAUACUGUCCGUGCUGCCAAUGCCCAUGGCCGAGCAGAAUGCCGAGCCAACCUCAUUGUUGGAGAGGCACUUACAGUACAUAAACCAGAAGUGCUUCAUGCCCCCAAGAUCACCCAACCAGUUCAGGCAAAAAUGGUGCCAGCUGGAGAUGCUGUUACACUUGAAGCAAAAUUUGAAGGAAUACCUAAACCAGAGGUGCGAUGGUAUCGUAACGGCAAGGAGUUAAUACCAAGUGAGAAAGUGCAUAUAAUCAUAGAAGAGCAUAGGACGACAUUGCACAUUCCUCAAGUGUUUCGUCCUGAUGGAGGGAAAUAUGAAGUCCGUGCAGUAAACCCUGCUGGAGAGGCACGCAGCUCUGGAACAGUCUCUAUAACAUCGGGAUCAGAACCUGAAAUGGCUGAAGUGGUUCCUCCUCGUUUUAUUGAACCACUGAAACCCCAAACAGUAGCUGAGGGAGAGGUUGUUAUCAUGGAGACCCGUGUUGAAUCACACCCAACAUGCUCAUUCCAGUGGUUUCAUCACUCUGUUCCAAUCAAGUCGUCUCCAGAGUUGCGAGUGGUAACAACUGAUAACCAUUCAGUGUUAAUAACAAGAGAAGCCCUUUCUGAACAUGCUGGCAUCUACACUUGUCGGGCGGAAAACGUUGUUGGAUCUGUGACUUGUACUGCUACACUUAAUGUCAUGCCUGACACUGAAUGGGAGGAUGUAACAGAGCUUGCAUCACCAACAUUUGUCCAGAAACUGGCUAAUGUUCGUGUGAUGGAUGGAGAAGAAGUACAUUUUACAUGUCAGGUUACUGGUAAACCAGUCCCUAAAAUUACAUGGUACCAUAAGAAUGCACCAAUAAAAGAAGCUAAAGAUGUUACAGUAUAUCAAGACUCUGAGGGAGUAUGUAAACUUGCAAUCAGUGAAGUUUUCCCAGAGGAUGCUGGUGAAUACACUUGUCAUGCCAGUAACAAAGUUGGUGAGGCUGUCUGUGCUGCAUCUUUGAUUGUUGAAGCAUAUGAAUAUGUACCUGAUGCAGAGAUUGCUUCUGUAACAAUUGGCACAUCACUUGCCAUGGGACAAAGUGGUUCUGAAGAAGAUUUAUUGACUGAAAAGGAAACUGUUUCCGAAGUUGUGGAAGAGAAACUGGAUACAGAGGCUCCUCAAAGAGAAGAAGGGAAGUCUCCAAAAUUUACCACUCCAUUGCAGAAAGUUUAUUCUUCUCGUGAUGGAGAACUUAUAAGGAUGGAAGUGAAGCUGGAUGGUAAACCAAAGCCCAAGGUGGGAUGGUAUAAACAAGGGACUCAAAUUGUUUCUUCCAAGGAUUUUCAAAUAGAAGAAUAUGAGGAUGGUAUUUCAGUACUGACAAUUCCAGAAGUAUUCCCUGAUGAUACAGGAGAAAUUACAUGUGUGGCAGAGAAUGAAUUUGGAGUUGCCAGUACUUCAACUGAGCUUGUGGUUGAAGGCAUAAUGGGAACUAAAGAAUACCGCAAGCCUGAAUGGGUGACACAAAUGGAGGAGCUAAAGGAGCAGCUGCAAGGUAACAAUGUUGUGACGUCCUGCAUGCCAGAGCAUGGUAGUAGUGACAAUGAUGUGAUGUCUGUAGACAGCUUGGAAAUGGGAAGUUCACAUCAUCAGCAUGCCCAUGUGGGUCCAACAAGGAAGAGACCCGAUGUUCAAGCGGGGAGUACAACUUCCCUGGAAGAUGUGUCCGUUGGAGAUGAUUCUGUUUUUGUGUCUAAUGCCAGCUCUUGUUCUGAUGAACUGAAUUCCAUCACUCCACUUACAGUUGUGAAGUCCAGCAUGCAUGCACCUGCUUCUGAAACUCCUUUCCUGCUGGACCCUCCAUACUCCUCUCAGGCAGACUCCUCACCUCACCUCAGUGUUAGUUUUCAUCCAUCUGUAAGGAUCGAAUUACCAAAAAAUGAAACUAUCGGCAGUGUGGAGACCAGCAGUGUUAACAGUGGCUCUGACUAUGCACAUCUCAUAAUAACAGACUACUUGAACUCACACAGGCUUUCUAUUACUGCUGCAAUAGAAUCUCUUGACACUGACGAUAAUGUGAAAGGUAAGUCAGAUAAGAACAAGCAAACGAGUAUCAUAAAAAGUGCUUCACAGAACAGGACGGAGGUCACUGAAAUACAAAAUAAUUCCAGUGGAUGUCUUGAAUGUGCUGAAGAAACUGUGUCAGUAGAAGGCCCAACCUUACAUCUCCAUGAACGCAAGGAGAAAUCUGAAGAAGUGGUGGAAAUUAUAUAUGUCCCUGAAAAUGAAAACGGCAACAAUAUUCAUCCUGUGGCUAGUAGUUUCUAUCUCUUAUCUCCAAUUGAAGAGAGCAGUGAACCUUCAGCAGAGAGUAGUUGCAGUGGUGUAGGCGUUCACAGUUUGGAUAGGCAUGACCAUUCAGCCAUAAAACUUUUGUCUGCAUCAUGUGAAGUCAUAUCUAUGACAGAUGACAGCAUGGUUUCUCAUAAUUUGCAGACCAAGUACCAGACUUUUCCCCGUUCCAAGAUUCCUGUUCUUAGUCCCAUGCGUACAAAUGCAUGCUACAUUGUACCUGAAGACCCCACAAUGUAUCCUCUGGAACCUCGUGAGCUUGAUCCGGCUGGCUUCCACCAGCUUCAUAUGGCUGAUAGUCAAGAGGAGCUUCAGGAAUUCCUGCUAUUGGAGAGUCAGUGCAUGACUACAGAUGGACAGGGAUUGGCAGCUGCAUUUGUAUUUUCUGAUGAUGAGCACUUCCACAGUGAUGAAGAUGGUCACUGUACAGUGUCAGCUACCCAGUGUGUACCAACAUUUGUUCAAGAAAUUGUAGAUGUCAGAGCUGUGGAACUUGAAACAGUGAAGUUUGAGUGUCAGUUCUCAGGCACUCCCAAACCUGACAUCGUUUGGUAUCGUAAUGAUAAGGCAAUACGAAAUACCAAAAAUGUACAAAUUAGAAUAAAGGACAAUAAGACUUCAUGUACCAUCUUGAAAGUGACCACUGAAGAUAAGGGAACAUAUGUCUGUAAGGCAAACAGUGAAAUUGGAACGGCAGUAACCAAAGCAAAGCUUGAAGUGAAAGAACUGCCAGAGGAACAGAAGAGAGAACAUGAAAUUCAACAAGCCCGUGAAGAAAAAGAGAAGAUUAAAUUGGAAAAAGCAAUGAUUGAAAAGAAAAGGGAAGAGAGGCGUAAGAAGAAGGGGGUUUAUUCUUAUGAGUCAGGAAGGGAAACUGCAGAUGUUCAGGAAGUUCAGGUACUAGAAUCCACUACACAGAUUGCUGAAACAACUGAGAAGGUUCAGGCAGAGAGGGUGUUGUCUGUUCAAGAAUCUGUUUCUGUGUCAGCAAUAGCUUCCUGCAAGAAAAUUGAUGAUGAGACAACUGAGAAUUUAGAAAAACCACAAGAGAAAGCAAAACAAAUUAUGCCUGUCCAAGAGCCUCUAACAGUAUCUGAAACAAAACCAGAGGAUGUGCUUGAAGAUUUUAGAUCUGAAAUAUCAAAACCCCAGGAAGUUGCAACAAGAACAGUUCCAGUCCAACAGCCGGUCACUGUGUCUGAAGUGCAUGAUGCAGUGCAGGCUAGAGAGCUUGUACGGAAGAAAGUAGAAGAGAAGGCUAUGAAGGAGACUGUGUCAGUACAGGAGUCAGUGAUUGUGUCCCAAGUCACAUCUGAAUCCACUAUUGAAGAACUGAAGGAGAAACAAACAGAAGAAAAGGCAAUUAGGAAGAUACCCAGACAGAAAUCUGUUACAGUGUCAGAGGUUCAAUCUGAAUCAACAGUAGAGGAAUUGAAGCAAGACAAACCUAUUGAAAAAGCACAGAGAGUGAUUCCUGUUCAGGAAUCAGUCAUUGUUUCAGAUAUUCAAUCUGAAGCAACUGUGAAGGAGCUGCAAGAAAAGAAACCAAAGACAAGGCAUGCUAAACCAGAAAAGAAACCUGCAGUGAAAGAAACUGCAGUUGUAACUGAAGUAAAAUCUUUGACUGCGGAAGAAAUCUUAGAGGUAGAAGAAACCAAAAUGGCCACUGAAGUGGAAGAGCUCUUGAAAUUUGUGAGAGCCAAGGAAUUUGGUCCAGGAGAAUCUCCUCUACGUGAGUUAGCACAGAUUGGAUUCCUGGUGAGGCAAGGUGUGUCAGUCAAUGAAAUUACAACUCUGUACGAAGCUGACCGGUUCCCUGCCUUACGCACUCCCGAAGCACAGUCAGCUAUGGUUCAGGUGGUGGAACGUGAAGGACAAGGUGCGCUCAUCUCCCAAGUUCUUACUGAAGAGUCUACUGCUGAUGAAGAUCUUGUAGCUUCUACCGUUGGGUUCCGAGCAUUUAUGCGUAUGGUGGAGAUGAGACAUGCUGCAGUGGAGGAGGUUAUUACGCACUUUGCUCCUGAAGAUUUCAGACCUGAUGCAUGGGAGACUUCUGAAGCAACUCAGGUUGUCACCAAAGAUUCAACAGCUGAGAGAGUGGAAUUUACAGAACAAAGAGAAGUGCAUUUUCAAGAAAGAAAGAAAGUAACAAAGAAGACCAGGACAACUCAAGAGGCAGAAACAGAAGAAACCCUCGAAGAAACAGACCACGUACGCACAGCAUCUGGGACUGCUGCAUCCAAACCACAAGAACACAAGCCUUUGAAACAACUUGAUAGGGAAGAGGGAGUUACUAUUACAGAAAUACCUUUAGAUGAGCAAACGACAGUCACAGAGCAGUCCCUUGCAAUUGUCACCCAACCCAUGGAGGAACAGGUUGAAUCAAGUCAAAGGAAGAAACAAAUGGAGAACCUGGAGGAGGAAGAAGAAGAACUGAUCAUCAUAGAGAAAUCCAAGGGUCGUAGUAUUAGGCGGCAGAAAGAGAAGAUAGUGAAGCAGCAAUCAAAGGAAGAGGUAGAGGUAGAGAUUGAGUUUGUGGGGGAAGGUAAAAGGAGGGUGAAGAAAACAAUAAGGGCCAGGCAACCAGAUACCGAAGAGGAAGUCAAUGAUGAAGAACAUGUAGAGGCACUGAAACCUCUUUCAGCAAAAUCUCUUCAAGGGUUGCCCCUUAUUAGUCCCAUACAUUUGGCUGAAAGUAUACCUGCAGCUGUUGUUACAGAGAUAAUCACAGACAGCAAGGUGAUGCAGGAACAAGUGAAAGUCAGCCUACUAACACACACAGCUGUGUCAGAACAGCAGGUGGAAACAGAAGAACGUGAACAGGACACCAUACAGAGAAUAGCUCCUGAAGGUGAAAAUGCUGCACCAAGUCUUGAUACCAUUGAACCUUAUCUGGUAAUAGAACAUAAUGUCCAUACAAGAGCAAGUGAAUUUGAGACAACAUUCAAGCCACAGACUUAUGAGGCAAGCAAAACUAUUGUGUCUAGUGAAGGUCUACUUAUUAGUGAGACUCUGCCUGAUCAUAAAAUGGGUGUGGUCCAGACUACCACAGAAGUCCAAGAAACUCAAGCAACUAUUUCCUUAUCCCUAAAGGAAGCUACUUCUGUAAGUCAAACUGAAGUAGCCUUGAAGGAAGGAGAUGUAAAAAUUGAUACUUUACCUAAAGGUCAACAUGCAGACAGAUCAUUGAUUCCUCAAGAAGGGUUAUCUAUCACAGAAGUGACAGAAGGAACAUCAGAAGACAAGUUAGAUGCCCUAUUAAAGCCAACUCCUGUAAAACCAAGAAUGCAAGUGCCAUCUUCAGAGCCCUUAGUAGUUAGUGAAGUGUUUGCAGAAACCAGACCUGGGAAAUAUUACCCAGAAUUAUUUGUGGCUACAGAAGUGGCUACCAGAUCAUUCAUAACACAGCAACAAAUUACAACUCACGAAAUGAAUGCUCCAGAAAAAGAAAGUGAAUAUAUCCCAGGGCGACUUCCGCCUUCACAGCAAGCUGGAGUUGGGGUUAUGCCUGGAGAAAGUGUACUUGUAUCUCAGCUGGAUGUGCAAGAAAAGGAAGGAGAUUUGUCACUUCAACGAAAGCUUGAAAUAUCAAAUGCAAUAGAAGAUGUAACAGUAGUUGAGGGUAUCUCUGUAAGUGUAGUGCAGCCACAUCAUCAUGAACAAGACCUCAGUGUUCAGGUGAGAGAGGAAAAGACAGCGGGUGUUGAUUUCACUCAGCAAGAGUCUUUUGUAACUGCUGAAACAACAGUUUCAGAACAUGAGGGUCCGUACAUCCCUGGAGAAACACCACAAGGAAAACAAGCUGACAGUUCUGUUAUUUGUUUUCAAGUGUCAGAUGUGUCCAUAUCUCUUAUCCAAGAAUCAGAGGGUGAUUUUCUACCAACCAAGUUACCCAUUGGUGCCUGUGCUGAACCAAACGUUAGCCCUGAAGAAUCAAUAACAGUUUCUGAAAUUCAGACAGUAGAUCUACCAUCUGAAUUUUCUGACUUUCUACGAUACCGCAUGGAUGAAGCAACUACCAAAUUGGAGACACAGGAGACAAAGGAAAUUUCUUUUGUUUUAACUGAAGAAAAAGAAGGCUUUAUUGAGAAGACAGAGCAGCUCCAACCGUGUAAAGUAGAAGAGUCUUAUAGACCACAAACAGGAAUCAAUGUAGAGCAUAAUCAAGCAGUUGAACAAGAGGGUGAAUUCCCUGUUUAUGAAUUACCAGAAACACACAAAGUAAAGACAGUUCCUUCACAUCCUUUGCAUUCAAUUGUUGUGGAGGAAACUCUACCAGCUGGUCUCAUCAAAGAUCUAAUAAAAGAGAAGCCACACUCUGGUACUGCAAAACGGGACCAGGAAGUCUGUCAGGAGGUGGUUAUUGAGGAGGCUGUUGUAGGGGAAGGAUUGAAAUCAUACAAAACAGGAUCACAACCAGAUCAGAAAAUAGCAGAUGUCACUGUCUUACAAGAGGAAGGAGUGACAGUAACUGAAGUUGUUACAGAGGACCGGGAAGUUACAUACACAAGACCUGAGCUUCCUGCUGAAUGUUUUGCAUUGCGAGAUAUAUCACCACAGAAUGUUGCCAUUAAGGCUGAGGUGAGGCCUGAAUCCACUGCAGAACCACUAAUUGAGGAAGUUCCAGCUAAGAGCACUGCUAAGCCAGACCAGACCACCCUGGAAAGCCUCGUGAUCAGCCUUUCACAAUUGGUUGAGAAAGAAGGAGAGUUUAACAAAGACAUAAAACCUGAUACAAAACAGGCUAGUGUGGAAUGGGGUGAGAAUCUAACAGAAAUAUCAGUGAUGCAAAUAUUCACCCAUGAUAAGGAAACUGACUAUAUUAGUGAGAAAGCACCAAAUUUGAUUACAGCUGCACCUAAUAUUCCUGGACGUGAGGUUGCUCUCACAUCUGAAACAAUGCCUGAAUUACAUCUUGGAAAAUUGGACUAUGAAUCACCAACACAUGGGCAUGCAAAACCUGACAGUGAGCCCCAUCAUGAGCUUUUGGUGACUGAAACAGCAAUAAGUGAAGCAGAGAGAGAACUCAGAGCUGAUACAAGACCAGGUCAGAAGACAGCUGAUAUUUCUGUAGAUGCUGGGCAAGUAAUUUCAGUGACAGAAAUUGUAGCAGAGCAUAAGGAAGCCAUUCUAGAGGCUCUAGAUUUACCUAAACAUCGUAAAGCUCUCAUGGAUAUCUUUGGUCAGGAAGUAGCUGAGAAGCAAGAAAUUGUAACGGACCUGACGCUUGGUGAUUGGAAACGUCAGUCACCUGUAAAAGAACAAGCCCAUCCAAUGCAGGAAGGCCUGGAAUGUGCCAUAUUAUUGCAGCCUACUGUUGGUGAAAAGGAAGGUGAUUAUAGUGGGAAAAUAAAACCUGAUCAAAAGCAAGCUGAAGUAGUAUUUCAGGAAGGUCAUGUGUUGAGUGUUACAGAAGUUCUAAUUCAGGACAGAGAGCAGCCUUUAGCCACACAAGAAACACCUGUAAAGAGAACUGCAACCUCUGAUAUCGGUACUCAAGGAGUGGCACUCAUGUCAGAAGUUGUUACAGAUCAGAGUUUAAAAGAAAUUAUUCCAACUGAAACAACCUUUGCAGAAGCAAAGUAUGAUCAAAUACCCUACCGAAGUAUUAUUCAGAGCGAAACUAUAAUUCGUGAAAAGGAAGGCGAGUAUAUGCUUGAUAUCAUACCUGAAAUAAAGAAGGCAGAGCCAGGCUUUGAAGAAGAACAGGGCAUAACUGUUACACUGGUAACCGUGGAAGACAAGGAGAGCAAUUUAGUUUCUCCUGAGAAACCUACAGAGAUGAAGGCAUUACCUGAUGUUAUAGGACAGGAAGUAGCAGAAAAAACAGAGGUUAUUACAGGAAGUAGCACUACAAAUUUUUCCACUGAGUCCCCACUCUGUGCACAGGCUAUUGCUGAGCAGUUGCCAUACCAAAGUGUGAUUCUGUCAGAAACAGCUCCUGGAGAACGUGAAGGAGAUUUCAGAGAGAGUCUCAGACCUGACUCCAAGAGUGCAGAUGUAUUAUUUGAAGAAGGGAAAGGGAUCUCCAUCACUGAAGUAGUUGCUGAAGAUAAGGAGGGUGAAUGUGCUUCUCCUGAGAACCCCGAGAGUAAAUUUGCCACACCAGACAUAUCAGGUCAGGAAGUGGCUCAGAAGACUGAAGUCAUCCCUGAGGCAAGAACAGGCGAAGUGACUGUGGAAUUUCCUUCCAAAGUUCAAGCUAACCCAGAACAGCUCACGUUUGAUAGUGUUGUUCUCUCUGAAACAGCGGUCCAGGAAAGUGAAGGAGAAUUCAAAGGAAAGUUGAAAUUUGAUACUCACAGUGCAGACUUGGCAUUUGAGGAGGGUCGCAGUGUAACAGUGACCCAAGUGACAUUAGAAGAUAAAGAAACAGACUAUGUGACACCAGAUAAGCCAAAAGAGAGGACUGCUCAUCUUGAAAUAUCUGGCCAGGAAGUUGCACAGAAGUGUGAAGUAUUAACUGAGCUUGGUGUAGGGAGUGUGACUGUAGAGAAAGCAGUAACUGCCAGUGCUCAACCUGAGCAAUUGCCUUUUGAAGGCAUUGUGCAAACAAUUUUAGCAAUAGGAGAAAGUGAAGGGAAGUUCACUGGAGAUACAAAACCAUUUUUGACAGUGGCAGAACUGGCAUUUGUAGAGGAGAAAGGAAUUACAAUAACAGAAGUCACUUUAGAAGAUAAAGAAGAGAAAUAUUCGGUACCGGAUCUUCCGCAGACACGAGUAGCACAGCCAGAUGUAUUACCACAUGAGAUACCACAGAAACUGGAGAUUGUAGCAGAAGUGAGAGUAGGUACAGUUCUAACAGAAAUGCCAAAAACUGCUACAGCAGAAACACAGCAGCUUCUUUUCCAAAGUGCAGAACAAAGUAUUACAAUAAUAGGAGAGGCAGAAGCUCCUUUGAAGUCUUUCAUACAGCCAGAUGUAAAGAGUGCAGAUACUUCGUUUGAAGAUACUAAAACUGGAGUAAGCAUCACUGAUAUUAUAAUUCAAGAUAAAGAAGAUAUUUAUGUAACGCCAGAUAAACCUACCCAGUAUAAAGCAAAGCAUGAAAUAACAGCUCAAGAAGUGGCAGAAAAAACAGAGAUUAUUACAGGAAGUAGCACUGCAAAAUUUUCCAGGGAAUCCCCAGUCCGUGCACAGGCUAUUGCUGAGCAGUUGCCAUACCAAAGUGUGAUUCUGUCAGAAACAGCUCCUGGAGAACGUGAAGGAGAUUUCAGAGAGAGUCUCAGACCUGACUCCAAGAGUGCAGAUGUAUUAUUUGAAGAAGGGAAAGGGAUCUCCGUCAUUGAAGUAGUUGCUGAAGAUAAGGAGGGUGAAUGUGCUUCUCCUGAGAACCCCGAGAGUAAAUUUGCCACACCAGACAUAUCAGGUCAGGAAGUGGCUCAGAAGACUGAAGUCAUCCCUGAGGCAAGAACAGGCGAAGUGACUGUGGAAUUUCCUUCCAAAGUUCAAGCUAACCCAGAACAGCUCACGUUUGAUAGUGUUGUUCUCUCUGAAACAGCGGUCCAGGAAAGUGAAGGAGAGUUCAAAGGAAAGUUGAAAUUUGAUAUUCACAGUGCAGACUUGGCAUUUGAGGAGGGUCGCAGUGUAACAGUGACCCAAGUGACAUUAGAAGAUAAAGAAACAGACUAUGUUACACCAGAUAAGCCAAAAGAGAGGAUUGCUCAUCCUGAUAUCUCUGGUCAGGAAAUUGCUCUAACAUCUGAAGUACUCACAGAGCUUAGUGUAGGUCACUUGCCGUCAGAAGUAGCACCUACAUAUAAAGCCCUGUCAGGGCAAAAGCCACAUGAGAGUAUCAUACAAACACAGGCAAUUAUUCAGGAGCAGGAAGGAAAUUUAUCUGAACAACGCAAACCAGAUUCAAAGUUAGCGCAGCUGAUACUUGAAGAAGGUAAUAGUGUGACAGUAACUACAACAAUUCCAGGAGACAGUGAAAUUGAAUUUGUUGCUCCUGAAAAACCAAAGGAAAGAGUUGCUGUAACAGAUAUUUUAGGAAAGGAAGUAGCAGAGAAGUCUGAAAUUAUACUUGGCUUAAGUUUUACUGAACUGAAACAAGAAACACAAAUUUCAGCUUGGGCUAAUCCUGAACAAUUGCCGUAUGAAAGUGUGAUGCUUACAGAAGCAGCUAUUCGUGAAAGGGAAGGCAAAUUUGAUGUUGAUAAAAAACCAGAUUCUAUGCAGGCAGAACUGGACUUUGAACUUGAACACAGUGUCACUGUAUCUCAAAUUACUCUGGGUGACCAAGAACGUUUGUAUACAGCUCCUGAAUUGCCUAAGGAGAGGAAAGCCUAUCUAGACAUCAGUGAAAGUCAAGAAGUAGCUGAACAGAUGCAGGUGAUGCCGAAUGUUGCCAUAAAGGAAUUAGAAUAUGUGGCUCCUCUUUCUGAAGAAGCCCGCCUGGGUCAAGUAACACUUAAGAGUGUGAGUGUUAUGGAAGGUCUGGCACAGGAGAGUGAAGCAGAGUUUACUGGAAAAUUCCUACCAUCAACAAAGAGAGCUGAUACCCUUAUUGAAGAAGGAAGAAAAGUGCAGAUGGUUACAGAAGUCCUUGUGGAAGAUAAAGAAGGUAGGAUUGAUAAACUUGAUAUUCCACAGGGAAGGAAUGCAGAGACAGAUAUAUUUGGAAGGGAAGUAGCUGAGAAAAGUGAGGUGUAUGCUGAAAUAUGUGUUUGUGACAUUACUACGGCACUGCAGCAGCAGCAACAACAGCUUACUGCCAAUCUUCAGCAAAUUCCAUUUGAAAGUCUUCUUCUCUCUGAAACGAUUGUGACUGAAAAGGAAGAUGAAAUGAAGCCUGAUCAUAUGGUUAUAAAGAAGAGUGCACAAAUGAGUUUUGAAGAGGGUAAAAGUGUGACAGUGACUGAAGUGAUAUCUCAAGACAAGGAGUCUACUUACAUUGCACCAGAAAAACCAAAAGGCGCUGUUGCCCAGCCAGAAAUUCUUGGUAAAGAAGUUGCAGAAAAAACAGAAAUUGUAUCAGAAUUGGGAAUAAUAGAACUCUCAGAAGAUAUCCCUUCAACUGCCUCUGCAGUUCCAGAAUCUAUACCAUUCCAAGUAAUUGUACAAACUGAAGCAGAUGUUCAAGACCGGGAAGGUGAAUUCACUGGGGCGUUUAAGCCAGGCACGAAGAAUGUAGAUGUAACUUUUGAGGAAGGUAAGAGCAUUAUUAUAACUGAAAUCAUAACAGCAGAGGAUAAAGAAGACAGGCAUAUGACAACAGAAAUACCCAUAGGUAAAUUGGCGCACCGAGAUAUAACCACACAAGAAAUCGCUGAGAAAUCUGAAGUGCUUGCUGACAUCUGUUUGGGUGAAGUUGUUGCUGAAUCACCUCAAAAAAUAAUUGCCACUUUGGAACAGCUGCCCUAUGAGAGUAUAAUACAGACUGAAAGCAUGAUCGGAGAACAUGAGUCAGAAUUCAAAGAGGAGAUGCAUUUAGUGAAGAGAAAUGCUGCCUUCACUUUCGAGGAAGGAAGAAGUAUCAGUGUAACACAGGUUAAUGUUGAACAUAAAGAAGAUAUCCUUCAAGCUCAAGAUACACCAAAGCAGAGAACUGCACAGCCAGAUGUAAUCAGCCAGGAGUCUAUACAACUAAGUGAAGUUCUGACACAGAUGCAUGUUGGUAAGGUAACACACACACAACCUACUACAGAAAGAAUUCAAGCAGAUCAGGAAACUGUCGAAGGCCUCAUCAUUUCAGAGGGAGAUGUUCAAGAGAAGGAAGGUAUAUUUGAUGCAGUAUUUAAGCCUUCAAGCAAGACUGCUGAAAUUCAGUUUGAGGAAGGAAAAGUAAUAACAGUUUCAGAAGUCUUGAUUGAAGAUAAAGAGGAAGAAUACAAGGCACCUGAAGGCCCAAAGCAUAGAAUAGCCCAACCAGACAUUACUGCCCAAGAUAUUGCAGAGAAAACUGAAGUUAUUGUUGAGUUUGGUGUUAGUAAAUUUACCAGUCAGAUGCCAUCUACAGCAGUAGCUAAUACUGAACAUCUCACAUUGGAGAGUCUGGUCCAAGAGCAAACGGCAGUCAUUGAGAGUGAAGGUGAGUUUGGAAGUGUGUUUAAGCCUGACACAAAAAGUGCAGAAUUAACGUUCGAAGAAGGUAAACGAGGAAUAACAGUCACUCAGAUAGUCGUGGAAGAUAAAGAAGGAACUUGCCAAGAUCUUGACCUACCGAAAGAGCGUAGUGCUCAGCCUGAAAUAGUGGGACAAGAAGUAGUCCAAAAAACAGAGGUAAUCACCGGCCUUGCACCUGGAGAAAUUGCACUACAUACAUUACCACAAAUAGGUCAAGCUAGUCCAGAGCAGCUUCCUUAUGAAUCUGUUGUACUGACAGAAGCAACUGUAAGGGAGAGUGAAGGAGUGUUAAAGACAAAAGCAAAGCCAGAAUCAACAAAUGCAGAUCUUUCCUUUCAAGAAGAACAAAGUAUCACUGUUACAGAGGUUAUGGUUCAAGACAAAGAAGGAAUAAAAAUCAUUACAGGAGUUGCCAAUGAAGGGGUAGCCCGCCCAGAUAUAAUAGAGAGAGAAGUGGCCUUGAAGUCAGAGGUCCUUCCUGAAACUAUGGUAGGGCAAUUAGAUAUUCAGGUUCCAGAGCCUAGUGUCGCGAUGCAGGCUGUACCUCAACAACAGCACAGCCUGGUAGUAACUGAACUUGGCACUGGAGAGCUGGAAUCUGUGCUUCCUGAUUUGGUGAAACCAUCCUCAAAAACCACCAUUAUCUCCUUUGAAGAGCAGGAAGCUAAGCUUCUUGUAACAGAAGUCCAGCCUGAGGACCGAGAGGAGAUCCUAGCUGAGAUGGCCCCACAGACAACUCACACAACAGCCAUACAGUCCUUCGAGCAGAUGCCAGCACUCAUAGUAUCUGAAACCACAACCGAAAUCAAUGAAGGUGAGUAUGUCACAGAUGUUGAGCAGCAGGCCUCAGCUACUGAAAUGGUGGAAGACAUCACAACGCAGUUCCAAACUAUUUCAACUGCUUCUGGAGCACAAAUGAUAAAGAGAACUGUAAGGAAGGUGAUUAAGGGUGGCAAGAAAGUUGUCCUACAACCUGACAAAGAAGAAGAAGGAGGUGGAGUGUCCAUUGAAGAAAUUGUGGAUGAGGGAGAAAUUCCUGAGGCAGAAGAAAUAACACCAGUAAUUGUUGAAGAACUUGCAGAAGAUGCAGCUGUAACUGAAGGGAAACCUGAAGUUACUAAGGAGAAAAGGAAGAAGAAAAUAGUGAAGAAGGUGACCAGAAGAAGAGGAAGUAAAGAGGAAACGAUAGUACUGACAACAGUUGAAGAUGAAGGAAACAAGCCUGAAGUGAAAGUCUAUGAAAUAAUUUCAGAGGAUGCAGUACCACAAGCAAUACAGAAGGUAGAAAGCCAAAUUAUUGAAGAAGAAACAAUUGUUACAUCAGACGAGAUCUCUGUGAAUAAAGAGCAGAAACCAGACAUUUGGCCAGAAGAAGAAGAAAUUCCUAAUAAAAUGGGGAAGAAAAAGGUUAAAAAACCUAAAGUUGCAAAAGUUACUGAAGACAGAAGUGUUUUUAGCCAAAUGGAAGCUGAGGAAGUGACUGAAAAUCUUGAAUCUGUAGAACAGGUUCCAGUGCCCCAAGACAAAGAUGGAGAUGAACUCAGAAAGAAACAGAUUCAGAUACCAGAAGAAAAAGAGAAGCCUGAAUCCAUAACAUUGAAAGAUGUAGAAACAACACAACUUCUAGAAGACAUACCUCCAGAUACUGCUGAGGAAGUACAGCCAUCUCCAGAAGAGGUAAAACCACAAAUUAUAGAAAAACUACAAGAGGGAAGAAAAUCAAAGCAAAAGAAACCUAAAGAUUUUGAAGUAAGUGUAGAAGUUGCAGGGACAAUAGGGGAUGUUGAGAAACCCACAGAAAAUACUGAAGAGGACAUUACAAAAUCAGAUGAAAGUCGAGAAAUAAAGAAAAAGAAGAAACUUAAAAAGAAACCACAGACAACAGAGGAAUUUCCAGAAAUUGUGGAGAAUAUUCCAGACAUUUCAGAUAAAGAACUUCCAGACAAACCCUUGAAGGAACGCGAAACUGAAGAUGCUCUAGAUAUGAAAGAGACUGAUGAUAAGACAGCCAAUAAAGUAGUAAAGAAGAAGAGAAAAAUAAAAAGUGUUGAAGCUUACAAGGAAGAAGUUCCUGCUGAACAGCCAGAAAAGCUUGAAGCAGUACAACCAACUGAGGAACCUGUACCAGAGAAACCAGCAACAGGAGAAUCAAAAGACAAAAAGAAAAUAAAGCCUAAGCUAAUGAAACUUGAGCAAGUGGAAAUAAAGCCAACAAAAGUAAAGGUGGUAGAUGUUUCUAACGUUGAAGAAUUUCCAUUAUUUGCACAAAUAAAAUUGAAGAAAGCGAAAAUAAUAGGAAAGAAAGAAAUAAAAAGCGUGGAACUUCCAAAGAUACUGCUUAGAAGCCACAUAAAGCAUAUACAUUAUCCCCCAGAAGAAAUUAAAUGUAUCAUCACCACAUUAAAUGUUAAACCUGAACAUGGAAUUUUAUCUAGAAAUACCCAGGAGGCACUUAAGUUACAGAGAAAGAAAACACGUAAAAUAAAAUUACCAGGUAAAGAAGAAACUGAACUAGAAGAAUCACAGUUUGAAGUGGAGGAAACAGAGAAACCCACAAAAGAGGAAGAAGAUGUAAAAUCAUCUUGGGAAAAGUUGCCAAAGAAACCUGAACUAGAAGAAGAUGAAGCACACAAACUGGUAAUCGGCAAAGGAAAUUUGCCUCAAACAGAACAACCUGAAGAAAAAGUAAAGCUCAAGAAAAUACCAGAAAAGCUACAAGAGCCAGAAGAAAAAGAAAAGCAGAAACCAAAGAAACAUGAACCUGCGGAUGGCAAAUCCAAAAAAGAGAAACAAGAAAUAUCACCGCAGUUGCAACCAGUAGAAGAUAUAAACUUUGAAAGAGAAGAACCAGUAAAACCCUAUCCUAUGCCAGAAGUGCCCAAGCAGUUAGAGGAGGAGCUCCCGGAAACAGAGAAAUUGAAGAAAACUAGACCAAAGAAGCCAAAGAAAGAGCCAGAAGUUAUACAGAUACCACUAGAAAAAGGUAAGCCUAAAGAACCCCAACUAGAAGAAGAUAAAGAUAUUUCAUUGAAGAAAAAAAUGGGUGAACCUAAAAAAGAGAAACCAGAAGCUAUAACCCUGAAGCCAUUUACAAAAGAGAAGCCCCCAGAUGAGGAAGACAAAACUGAGUUAGUUAUUGGGAAGCCAAAGCCGAUUGAUGCAAAAGAAGGAGAUGAAGAAAUAAUUCCUAGGGUAUUUGGCGAAGAAAAGAAGCUGAAACGAAAGAAGAGUGCCAAAGAAUCAGAUACACCAAUUGAAGCAGAGAAGAAACCAGAUGUUACAUCAGAGGAUGAAGUAAAAUGUGAUGAACCGGUACCGAUUUCCAAGACAGUAGUUGAGUUGAAGCCACUUAUUGAAGAUAAAGCUACAGAUGAGGAAGUGAUGUUUGUUGAUAGAACACAGUUACAGGAAGAACCAAAAAUAUCAGAGAUGCCAGUUGAUGUACAAGUUCAAGAGGCUGAAAUCCAAAAGAAUUUAGUAAAGAAGAAGAAGAAGAAAAAGGUCACUAUUGUUGAACAUGUUCAAUUACUAGAUGAGGGAGCAGAAGAGCAUGAAGAUUCAGGAGAUGUUGAAAAAAUAGAGGACCUGGUUCCACUGGAGUACAAGCCAAAUGAAGCAACAUCAACCUAUGAGAAAUCUGAAAGCAUGGAGGUUGCUCAGACUGUGCCUAUAGAAAUGACAGAGAACAUUUCUAAGAAGCCUGAAAUUUUAAAGCAAGCAAGAUCUGAAUUAGGCAUACAGACUGCAGUCACCAUUGAAGAAGUCACAGCACAAGACCAUGAGUUGCCUUUGGAACAAGAAGAUAGUUUGCAAAAAGCAAAGACUACAAUGGAGGCAAAGGAACAUGAAGUGGCUGAAAUAUCGGAAAUUUUAACAAAAUGGAAAGAGGCAGAAAGACAGGACCAAAAGCCGCCAGAAGACCAUGCUAUGCAAGAUAUUUUAUUUCAAGAACAAGUGAGCACAUCAGUUGUUCAGACUAUGGAAAACACUGAAACUCUCCAGCAGGCACCAGUUCCCUCCAGAGACACUGCUCACCUUGUUGAACACCCAUCUGUGACCAAAAUUCCACAGGAGGAAAUUGUCUCUCCAGAAGGGGCUGAAACGUCUUUCGUGGGAAAAGAUGCUCCUGAAAGGGUGCAGGAGACAAAAGUAAUUGAAGAGCAAGAUAUCAAAGUGGAGAAGAAAAAGAAGAAGACGGCAGUGAAAAAGAAACCUGCUGAAGCUAUAACUUCAGAAGGAGCGCCUUCUGAAAAUACUGAAGCUUUUGAAGUUAAAGCACCAUCUGUGGAAGAAAUUAAACCAACCAUUGCCCCAAUAGAAGCUGUGGUUGUUGAUCAGGUGACUUCAGAACAAGUAGCAAAGGAGUUUCUUGUCUCAGAACGACAGGAAAUAAAACCAAGUGCCGCUGUUACUCUGAAAGACUCUAUUUCAGUGACAGAUUUAUCAUUAACACAUGUUGCAGAAGAUAUUACACCUUUGAAAACUCCAGUUGCUGAAGAGAUAAAUGUUAGUGUCUGUGAACGAGAAGUUGCUUCGCUUCAGGAAACACAUACUGGGGAGGUAGUUCAAGAACUUCCUACCCAACAUAAACCAGCACAAGAGUCAGCAGAUACCGUGGUCACAUCACAGAAGGUGGUUACACAAUUUGAAGUUCAGCCACAUGAAACAGGUGAGAUGUACACACCACAGGAGUUAUCCAAGGAAUCACAGGCUAAGACAGUACUGUCUGAAAAUAUGUCGAUCACUGUAAAGCAUGUAGAAGCAUUUGAAACACACACAGAAUUUGAUCAAUCUAUUUCCACUACUGAGAACAUACAUCCCUCUGUUAUACCCCAAACAACAGUUUCUGUCACAUUUAUAGGCACAGAACACAAGGAAGGUGUACUUUUGCCACAAGAGAAACUACACACUGUGUUAGCAACACAGUCCUUUCCAGAACAUGAUUCCAUUACAGUCAGUCAAGUUAAAACUAUUGAAAUGCCAUCAGAGCUUGCGACACCAGAGACACUUGGCGAGAGUGCGGUCACCACUUCAUCACUCAGUACAGUGGAGCCUGUGUCUGUGACAGAGGUACAGUUGGCACAAGCACCAGGUGAGGAAAUCAUUCCACAGAAAAAACCACAAACUGAAACAGCUCAGAGGAAACUUUCCACACAGGAACCUUUACAGAUACAAGAAGUUACAACGGAACAGAUUGCUACAAUUACGUCACCUGAAGAAACACAACAGGUCAUAACACAGGUGCAGAAAGUCGUCCAGAAACGACAACUUGCAACCAUAAUCACAGAUGUAUCCACUGACACAAAGGAGGGAGACCUCAAGAAUUUAACAACCACACAAGAACAAGCUACAGUUACCAUACCAGAAACAAAACACCACCUUAUUAUUACUCAAGUUGAAACUGACCUAUUUCCAGGUGAGGUUCCAGUAUCAUCUCUGCCUACGAAGGAACAGGUAAGCCCUACUAUCCUCCAAGAAAAGCCAUCUCUUAUUGUUGAAGUUACCAAGACAAUUGUGCAGGAGCAACCAGUAGAGGAAGAAGUGCCCAAGGUUCAGAUAAGGGAAACGGACAUUCCAGAGCAUGAAAUUUCCAAACAUGAAGGCGAUGAAUUGAAAGCAGUUCAUAAGAAACCAAAGAAAAAGAAGGUAGUUCCAGAAACACCAAAGACUGCAAUUGAAGAGAGAACUGAAGAUAUUACCACGGAAGACUUGAUUCCAGCAGAACUAGCCUCCCCUGAAAGGGCAGAAGAGUCUAUCAGUGUUCUAGAGGGAAAUGAAACGCUUGAAAUCACUGAAGGGGUGACAACUACGGAGCUUGAGAUGGUUGAGGAAUCUCUUCCAGAUAAAGCUGAACAAACCAUAAUUCUUCUUGAGGGUGCAGAAACUGUUCAAGUUGUCACUGAAAUGAAUGCAGAGGUGUUAGCGAAAUUAAAGAAACCUGCUCCUGAGAUUGCAGAAAAGAUUGUUUUACCCCAUGAGACGAAGGAAACCAUCCAGGUCACACCAGAAAUUACUACAGAAGAGUUAAAAAGUUCAGAUGUACCAGUCCCAGCAGAAGUUGCACCUACUGAAGAGAGCAGAGAAUCUGUAAGUGUGAUAGAAGUAGAUGUUAAAGCACCUGUGAGAAAGCCAUCAAAGAAGAAAAAAAUACCUGAGGAACAAAAAAUAACAGAACUACACACAGAGGAAGAAACUGUUGAAGACUUGGUUCCAGAAAUAACGUCACUACCAGAAAUGGCAAAACCUGCUGUUCCAGUAACCAAAGUUGUCGAAGUAACUGAAGUGACUCCUGAAGCUACUACUUUAGAAAUUGAACCACAGGAACCUAUUACCGAAGAGGCUAAAGUAGUGGAAGAAACGGAGAAACCAAUGAAUGUAACACAGAACGAUGUUAAGGCUCCAGCAAAGAAACCUUCCAAGAAGAAAAAGAAGGUUACUCAGCGUGUUAGAGAUGAAAGUCCUGUUAAAGCAGAUGUUGAGCAAGGGGGGGAGGAGGAGUUAAAGCCAGUUCCUGAAGAUGUGAAAUUAGGAGAGAAACCCGUUGAAAGCAAACCUGAAUCUGAAAAGUUGAUCAAGAAGAAGCCUUCUGAAGACAAACCUACCGAUAAGAAACCAGUUCUCGAAAAAAUGAAACCUCAGUUAAUGAAGAUUGAAAGAAAGGAAGUGAAGCCAACAAAAGUUAAGGUAGUAGAUAUUAAGGAAGAAGUACCACUGUUUGCAAAGGUGAAAUUGAAGAAGGCUUCAGUACAAAAGAGAGAGAUACAAUCGACUGAAUUACCCAAAGUCUUAUUGAAGAGCAACUUGAAGGUUAUACAAUAUCCCCCAGAAGAAAUUAAACCAAUUAUAACUCAUUUAAAUGUGAAAUCAGACCAUGGUAUUUUAUCCAGAAAUGCCCAAGAAGCCUUGAAAUUGCAAAAGAAGAAAGUUAAGAAGAUAAAGUUAUCAGAAAAAGAACAUAUAGAACUUGAAGAUUCAGCUUUUGAACUUGAGGAACCAGAAAAAACAAUUGAAGAAGAGGAAGAAAAUAAGACUUCAUGGGAAAGAAUGCCAAAGAAAUCGGAACCUGAAGAAACUGAGGAGAGAAAACUGGUUAUAGGUAAGGGGAAGAUACCAAAAGUAGAAGAAGAGGUUGAACAGGUGACACUGAAGAAAAUUCCUCAGAAACCACAAGAGGUUGAUGAGACUGUUCCUAUUAAACCAAAGAAAAUUGAACCUCAAGACAUAAAAUUACCAGAGUCAAAAGAGGAAGUAUCUUUAGAGUUAGAACCUCUAAAGAAACCACAAGCACACAAAGAUAUACCAGAAGAAACACAAUUUCCACGGGUGGAGCCAGAAAAGCUUGAGGAGGAGAAACCGCAAGAAGAAAAAUUAAUAACUCCCAAACCUAAAGGAGAAAACCCAGAACCUGAAACAAUUAAGAUUCCACUGAAGAAAGGUGUACCUAAGAAACCAGUACCUGAAAAGGAGAAAGAUAUAACUCUCAGAAAAAAAAUGGGUGAACCUGAGGAAGGAAAGCCAGAAGAAAUAACUUUAAAACCAUUUACAAAAAAGAAACCAGAAAAUGAGCCAGAAGCAAAAGAGAUUGAAGCUGGGAAACCGAAACUAAUAGAGAAAUCAAAUGAUGAUGAAGAUAUUAAGCCUGUAUUACUGAAGCAUGAUGAAGUGCCUGAUCUUAUUCAGGAAAUAAAGAAAGCGGAGCCAGCAGAGGAAACGGUAGAAGAAAUGAAAGAAGUGAAACCAAGAAAGCCAACAAAGAAGGAAACAACCGAAAAUAUAGAGGAAAUAAAACCAGAUGUAGUAAAAGAGAAAGCUAGUGACGAAAUUACAUUUACAGAAGUAAAGCCCAAAGAACCAGAGAAACCAAGUGAAGAGAUAACAAUAACAAAAUUUAGAAAGCCGAAAGAACCCAUGCAGCAAGAGGAAUUUCAAGAAACUUCAAUCGCAAAGAAAGAGCCCGAAAAAACAAAGAAGGAAGAUGAAAUAAACGAGGAAGUAAUCCCAAAGAAGUCAGAGAAACCAAAGAAACCCAUGGUAGAGGAAGUGCUUGAAGAACUAAAAAUCAAGGAAAUAGAGCCAGAGAAACCGAAGGAGGAGGAGCAAGUGAGUGAAGAAAUCCCCAUAAAGAAGAUUAAGAAACCAAAGAAACCUGUGAUGGAUGAAGUAGCCGAAGAAAUCACAAUCAAGAAAAUAGAACCAGAAAAACCAACGGAAGGGGAGGUAGUUGGUGAAGAAAUCACUUUAAAGGAGAUUAAGAAACUAGAGGUACCUGUGGUGGAAGAAGUAGCCGAAGAAAUUACAGUCAAGAAAUUAGUACCAGAAAAACCAAAGGAAGCAGAGGAUGUGGGUGAAGAAGUCACUAUGAAGAAGAUUAAGAAACCAAAGGAAACUGUAGUGGAAAAGGUAGUCGAAGAAAUCACAAUCAAGAAAAUGGAACCAGAGAAACCAAAGGAAGAGGAGGAAGUGACUGAAGAAAUCCCAUUGAAGAAGGUUAAGAAAACAAAGAAAACUGUGGUGGAAGAAGUAGCCGAAGAAGUAAGUAUCAAGAAAAUGGAACCAGAGAAACCAAAGGAAGAGGAUGAAGUGACUGAAGAAAUCCAAUUGAAGAAGAUUAAGAAAUCGAAGAAACCUGUAGUUGAAGAAGUAAACGAAGAAAUCACUAUGAAGAAAGUAGAACCAGAAAAACCAAAGGAAGAGGAGGAAAUGAGUGAAGAAGUCACUAUGAAAAAGAUUAAGAAGCCGAAGGAAACUGUAGCGGAAGAAGUAGUCGAAGAAAUCAUAAUCAAGAAAAUGGAGCCAGAGAAACCAAAGGAAGAAGAGGAAGUGAGUGAAGAAGGAACACUGAAGAAGGUUAAGAAACCAGAGAAACCUGUGGUGGAAGAAGUAGCUGAAGAAAUUACAAUCAAGAAAAUAGAACCAGAAAAACCAAAGGAAGAGGAGGAAGUUGGUGAAGAAAUCAGUUUGAAGAAGGUUAAGAGACCAAAGAAACCUGUGGUAGAAGAAGUAGCCGAAGAAAUUACAGUCAAGAAAAUAGAACCAGAAAAACCAAAGGAAGAGGAGGAAGUUGGUGAAGAAAUCACUUUGAAGAAGGUUAAGAAACCAGAGGUACCUGUGGUGGAAGAAGUAGCCGAAGAAAUUACAGUCAAGAAAUUAGUACCAGAAAAACCAGAGGAAACGGAGGAUGUGGGUGAAGAAGCCACUUUGAAGAAGAUUAAGAAACCAAAGGAAACUGUAGUGGAAAAGGUAGUCGAAGAAAUCACAAUCAAGAAAAUGGAACCAGAGAAACCAAAGGAAGAGGAGGAAGUGAGUGAAGAAGUUACACUGAAGAAGGUUAAGAAACCAAAGAAACCUGUUGUGGAAGAAGUAGCUGAAGAAAUCACAAUCAAGAAACUAGUACCAGAGAAACCAAAGGAGGAAGAGGAAGUGAGUGAAGAAAUCGCUUUGAAGAAGAUUAAGAAACCAAAGAAACCUGUGGUGGAAGAAGUAGCUGAAGAACUUACAAUCAAGAAAGUAGAACCAGAAAAACCAAAGGAAGAGGAGGAAGUGAGUGAACAAAUCUCUUUGAAAAAGGUUAAGAAACCAAAGAAACCUGUUGUGGAAGAAGUAGCUGAAGAAAUCACAAUCAAGAAAAUGGAACCAGAGAAACCAAAGGAAGAGGAGGAAGUGAGUGAAGAAGUUACACUGAAGAAGGUUAAGAAACCAAAGAAACCUGUUGUGGAAGAAGUAGCUGAAGAAAUCACAAUCAAGAAACUAGUACCAGAGAAACCAAAGGAGGAAGAGGAAGUGAGUGAAGAAAUCGCUUUGAAGAAGAUUAAGAAACCAAAGAAACCUGUGGUGGAAGAAGUAGCUGAAGAAAUCACAAUUAAGAAACUAGUACCAGAAAAACCAAAGGAGGAAGAGGAAGCGAGUGAAGAAAUCACUUUAAAGAAGAUUAAGAAACCAAAGAAACCUGUGGUGGAAGAAGUAGCUGAAGAAAUCACAAUCAAGAAACUAGUACCAGAAAAAACAAAGGAGGAAGAGGAAGUAAGUGAAGAAAUCACUUUAAAGAAGGUUAAGAAACCAAAGAAACCUGUAGAGGAAGAAGUAGCUGAAGAAAUCACAAUCAAGAAACUAGUACCAGAAAAACCGAAGGAGGAAGAGGAAGUGAGUGAAGAAAUCACUUUAAAGAAGGUUAAGAAACCAAAGAAACCUGUAGUGGAAGAAGUAGCUGAAGAAAUCACAAUCAAGAAACUAGUGCCAGGAAAACCGAAGGAGGAAGAGGAAGUGAGUGAAGAAAUCACUUUGAAGAAGGUUAAGAAACCAAAGGCACCUGUGGUAGAAGAAAUAGGCGAGGAAAUCACAAUCAAGAAAAUAGAACCAGAAUCAGUGGAAGUAAGUGAAGUCACUGUCCCUGCUGAAGAUGUCACUGAAGAGUUCACCGUUAAACCAAGGAGGAAGGGUUCAAAGAAAGAAUCAGUAGAGGAAAUAUCGGAGGAAAUUACCUUGAGAAAGCUAAAGCCAAGAAAGAAACCUGUACCAGAAGUUCAAGAAGUUACAGAAGUAGAGAGUGUAACCAUAAUACCCAGUGUUACCAAAACCAAAGAAGAGAUCGAGCAAGAAUUUAAUAUCCAGCUUCAUACUUAUGAAGAAGAAGACAUCACAAUGUCAGGUAAAGUACGUCUUAAGAAGCAACGCCCAAAAACAUUUGCUGAAGAAACAGGGGAAGAAACGAUUAGAAUCACUCAAGAAAUAGAAGGAUCAGAAGAGGCCGAAAUUAUCGAAGAGCCUGAAGAGGAGGAAGAAGACACAAUACAGCUGCGACCUGACACAGUAUCAGAAGAUGUGGAGGAGAACUUUCAGGUGCAGCUGAAGCGAAAAACGUCACAGGAUGUGCAACAGACAUCUUAUUCAGUGCAAGAUAUGGAGGAGGAAGUACAGAUUGGCCUUAGGAAGAAGAAACCAGCGCCACUGGGCACAAUGUAUGAGGAGGAGUCGUUGGAGCUGAAGUUGAAACCCAAGCAGAAGCCAUCAAAAACCAUACAACAAGAAGCUGUCUGUCUUAGCAUAACCAAAGAAACUGAAGUUUUUGAAGAAGGUCUUAAGGAAGCAGUGGUAACAGAAUUACAAGAAGGCGACCUUUUCUUCUCAGUAACCUCCUAUGUGGCUGAAAAUGAAGAUUCCAUUAACCUCGUUGAAGGAGAACGUGUUUAUGUGCUAGAGCAACUUAACUCUGACUGGUGGUUUGUGAGGAAAUAUCUGACACAAGAAAAGGGUUUGGUACCAGCUCAUUUGCUCCAAGAUGAACCCAGCUAUACAGCCUAUGUACAAAAGAAAGUCCAUCAGAAGAUUGACAGAUUGCCAGUGUUUGAAAGACCAACAACAGGUGAGCAUAAAACUGCCCCGCGCUUUGUGCAGAAGUUGCAGCCCAAACACGCACAAGAUGGCACAACAUCGCAAUUUGAAUGCCAAGUUGAAGGAAAUCCAAGACCACAGAUCACAUGGUUCAAAGAAACUGCAGUUAUUCUUCCAUCGCAAGACUUUCAGUUAUAUUAUGAUGAAGAUAAUGUGGCUACACUCAUUAUCAGAGAGGUAUUCCCAGAAGAUGCUGGGAAGUUCACCUGUGUAGCAAAGAAUGCUGCUGGUUUUGCAUCCACUACCACAGAGCUAAUUGUAGAAGCUCCCCUAUCAGACCAUGGCUCUGACACGACGAUCUCUAUAUCAAGAAAGAGUCUUUCAAGGGAAUCUUCCCUUGCUGACAUUCUGGAAGGCAUUCCACCCAUGUUCUCACGAAAACCUAAAACUGUUUGUGUGGAUGAAGGCAAAGAUGUGGAACUUGAGAGUCGUCUGGUAGCUGUUCCUGAGCCCCAGGUGACAUGGUUCUGUAAUGGCAAGGAAAUAAAAACAUCUGGCAAUGUCACUGUGAUCUCUCAGUCAGACAUGCACAUGUAUACAAGUAUUGUGCGCAUUAAGAAGGUGAAGAAGAGCCAGGAGGGAAGUUAUGAGAUGGUUGCUAAGAACAGAGAGGGAGAAGCUGCUGUGCAGCUGACUGUGAAGGUGAAGAGUGGUGGGAAGGAACCUCCACAAAUCUUGGAGCCAUUAAAGAGCAUGAGUGUUGAAGAGGGUGAGACUGUGGUGCUGAGUACACAGGUUGUAGGUAACCCAACUCCAGAAGUAACGUGGCUUAAGAAUGGGAAACCAUUGACAGACCAGCCUACUCACCAAGAUGGUGAUACAUACACACUAAUGCUGCCGGAACCAACCCCACAGGACACAGCACAGUACACGGUCCAGGCUAAGAAUAGUGUUGGUUUUGCUGAGACUACUGCAACUGUUGUGGUUGAAGAGCUACCAUUCGAUAAAGCAGAACCUCCUCUAUUUCUGGAAAGGUUUGAAGAAGAGAAAGUUCCAGAGAAGGGAACAUUACGUUUAUUGGCAAGGGUGACUGGAAACCCUACCCCUAUAAUCACAUGGCUAAGAAACAACGAAGUCUUGAAACCAUCUGAUACAAUAGCACAAACAUUUGAUGGUGAAACAGCUGUGCUGGAGAUACGAAACGCAGAUUCUGAGGUAGAUGCUGGUGACUACAAGUGCUUGGCCAGCAAUCCAGUAGGCAAAGCAUCUCAUGGAGCAAGGGUCAUUGUGGAUGUUGAUAAAGUGACCUUUACAAAGAAUCUGAAGCAAAUUGUUCAAGUGCAGGAGCAAGAAACCUUGAGUCUAGAGUGUGAGACCUCACAUUCUGUUUCCACCAAAUGGUUUCAUAAUGGCAAAGAGAUAAGUGGCAUGGACUAUCGUGAAGUAAUCCAAGAAGGGCGACUGCAUAAGCUAGUCAUCAACAAAACUACUGCACGUGAUGCUGGAAUUUACAAGUGUACUGUCAAAAAUCAGACAACAGAAAGCAAAGUGACAGUUAAAGAGUUGAAACCAGACUUCAUAAAGAAACUGCAGGACUUGGAAGUUAAAGAACGACAGAGUGCCAUUUUAGAGGUUGAAAUAUCUUCUGAAACUGCAGAUGUCACUUGGCAUAAGGAUGGUGAGCAGAUCCAGGAAACACCUGACAAGUUUGUGUUUGAGAAGGAAGGCAGUGUGCGGAAGUUGUUGAUUAGAGGCACCUCUGUUCAUGAUGAAGGAGAGUACACCUGUGCUCUCGGAGAACAGGAAUGUACAGCUGAGGUCACAGUUGUAGAACUUCCUCCUGAAAUUAUUACGAAGAUGCAAGAUGUGACAAUUGCAAAGGGUGAGAGAGCCACAUUUGAAAUAGAACUGACCAAGGGAGAUGCUCUUGUGCGAUGGUUCAAAGAUGACAAGGAGCUCCAGUUCUCAGAACACAUCCAGUUGUCUAUUGAUGGCAAGAGACAAAAGCUCAAAAUAUAUAAUUCAGAACUUGAAGAUUCUGGUGUGUACUCUUGUCAAGUUGGUGAACAAACAUCCUCAGCUAGACUGAAAGUUGAAGAACCUGUGGUAGAUUUCAUCACAAGACUACCAGAUGUGACACUGAUACCACUCUACACAGAUGCAACUUUUACUGUUGAACUGUCAAGACCAAAUGUUGAAGUAAAGUGGUUAAAGAAGGGAAAAGUGUUGAAGGAGUCUGAAAGACACAUCAUUACAGCUGAAGGCACAAUACGAAGACUAAUAAUAAAGAAGGCAGGUCUUGAAGACCAAACUGACUAUGCUUGUGUAGCUGUGAAUGUGAAGACAAGCUCAAAACUGAAAGUUGAAAUUAUUGAAACUGCGCCCAAAAUAAACCUUGACAUUCUUCAGAGAGAGUAUAAGGCGAAAAAGGGCGAAGAUAUAACUAUUGAAGUGAAAUAUUCCUCCAUGCCUAAACCAAAUGAUGACUGGUUCAUCAAUGGUAGACUCGUGAAGAAGUCCCAGCGGGUAACUCAAACGUUAACUGAGACAACAGCAAGUUUAACAAUUAGAAAAGUAGAAGAGGAAGAUGUUGGUAACUACAAAAUUAAACUUUCAAACAACUGUGGAGAAGCAUCAGCAGAGCUUACACUUAUCCUAAUGGAAGUUCCAUCUCAACCUGGCAUGCCAGAAGUAAUUGAGGUCACAGAUAACACCAUAACACUGUAUUGGAAAGCCCCAGAAUCCGAUGGAAAUUCACCAAUUAAAAAUUACAUCUUGGAGUAUCAUGACAAGAGUGAUUUCACGUGGAUUAAGGUAAAUGAAGACUUCAGUAUAGUGGAAACAACUCACAAGGUAAUAAAUUUGCUACAUAAUGUGGAGUAUAUGUUCAGAGUAACUGCAGUGAAUGAGGUGGGCCCAAGUCCUCCAUCUCACAACACUCGAUACAUCAAAAUCUCAGCACCCGCUGCUGCAGAACCUCCAACAAUUCAAGAACCACUCAAGAAUGUUGUGAUUGGUCUUAAACAGACUGUUACACUGUCAUGUGUAAUUGGAGGCGUUCCAGAACCUGAAAUCAAAUGGCUUAAAGACGGCAAAGCAUUCAAGAGCAAGAGCAUGACAUAUGAGCAUCGUGUAGCUAAGUAUGUCAUCAUUGACACCACUGAAAAAUCAGCAGGCACGUAUUCCUGUCAAGCAAGAAACGAUGCUGGUACAGCUGAAACGUCAUGCCAAUUGAAUAUUCAAGAACUUCCUAAACUUGAGGUAGAUGAUAGUGUAGUAUCACAAAAGCUGCGUGUAACAAGCCAGUGGAAGAUUAAUGUGAAGUAUUCAGGAUAUCCUAAGCCUGAAGUGUUCUGGAAAAAGAAUGGCAAUGACUUACCAUCCACAAAGCAUUGUGACAUCUACACAGAAGAAAAUUUAACAACUAUUGCCAUCUAUUCUCUGACUAGGGAAGACUCAGGGACUUACACUGUCACUGCAAAGAAUGAAGCAGGUUCCGUCAGUGUGGAUCUCAGCCUGCGUGUUAUAGAUGAUACUGGUCGCAGAAGUAAAACGGUGUCUCCAACUAAGGAACUGAUCGAUAAACCCAGUAAACCUGAAGGUCCAAUAGUUGUGAAGGACAUACGUAAAGAGUCAGUAACCAUUGAAUGGAAACCUCCUGCUGAUGAUGGUGGCCUUGAGCUGUCAAAGUAUUCUGUUGAAAAAUGUGAUGUUGAAAAGAUGGUGUGGAUGAAGGUUGCUGAUGUUGAGAAAGAUGUAUCUUCAUACUGUGUGCAACGCUUGCGUGAAGACUCAGAAUACAUGUUCCGCGUGAUUGCUGAGAAUCCUGUCGGAAUGUCUGAAGCAUUGGAGAGUGAAACAGUUACAGUUCGCAGCAAGUUUGACAAACCAUCACCACCACGUGGGCCAUUUGAUGUAUCUGGUAUGUCUGACACUUCCUUCACACUGGCCUGGCAAUCCCCAGAGACUGAUGGUGGAUCUCCCAUUCUUGAUUAUAUUGUGGAGAGAAGGGAAGUUAACAAGAAAGCUUGGCAGAAGGUGGGCGUCACAACAGCAGAAGAAACUGCCAUUGAAGUGACAGGACUGAAAGCUAGCACUUCAUAUCAUUUCCGAGUCACUGCAAGAAAUGACAUUGGUCAGAGUCUUCCUUAUGCCCCUGAAGAGCCAAUCACAGCUGGCAAAAGAAUAAGUUCCCCUUCAGCUCCAACAAAUUUAUCGGUAGCUGAUAUCACAAGCAAAAGUGUAACACUCCAGUGGGGUCCUCCACUGACUACAGGAGGAACAGAGCUUACAGGUUAUGUUAUUGAGAUGAGACUGCCCUCAGAGAAGACAUGGACAAAGGUGGUUACAUUAGAACCAUCUGUCACUCAACACUGCAUUGAGAACUUGAAAGAAAAAUCCAAGUUAUUCUUCCGGGUAUAUGCUGAGAAUUCCAUUGGACUGAGUCCACCAGCUAGUACAGAAAUUGUUAGCCUCAAAACACAUGCCACACCUCCAUCACCUCCAACUGCUCCACUGGAGAUCCGUAUCGUUGGUCCUAAUUCCAUCAUAAUUGAGUGGGGAAAACCUGAAACAGAUGGAGGAGCACCUCUUGAAAGCUACACCAUUGCUAUACGAGAUAUAAAGAAGACUAUGUGGAUAGAAGUUGGUCGAGUAAAAGCAGACAUACAGAAACUUAAUAUAAAAGAUCUACAAGAAAAUCAUGAGUAUCUCAUAAGAAUAUUUGCCCGAAAUGAAGUUGGACUCAGUGACCCGCUUGAAUCAGAGGAACCAUUCAAAGUCUUGCGUCCUACUGAAAUUGAGUUUCUGGAAAUUGAUAAGGCAGAGACAACUGCUCCCACACUCAGCUUCAGCACAGAAACCACAACAUCAUGGAUGAAAGAAGCUGGAAUGGAUGCUGAUAUCCGUUCAUAUGCACGGGGUUCUCUGCUCAGAAGAGAUGAAUACUUCUUCCGCAUCUGGUAUUACGCUCGACAGCUCUUCAAGUAGAACUGAACUACAAGAAUAAUUUAUACUGUCACAUCUGUCAUUACUGUUCCAUAAAAUGUUCAAUAAUUUUUACAGGCUUCAAAAUUGAAUAAGUAGAAUAAGAAACUGUAUUUGUAUUAUUGUAUUAUGUGUAUCUUGUAAACAAUUUUCAGUUUCAGUCAUCUGAAAUUGUAAGAGAAACUCAGGAAUAUUUAAAUUAUUGUCUUUGAAGAUAUAUAUUUCUAGUUUUGUCAAGACAUAAUGCUGGUAUAACAGAUUGACAGAUUGUAUAAAUUAAUGUACCUGAAAAAUGCAUUAAUUCCUAAUGCUUCUCUGGAGCAGGGAUACAUUUUGUAGUGAUCACACAUGACAGGCUCUUUUUCAGACAUUUCUUUGACUUAACUGUGUCAUUCCUGGGAAAAGCAAAGUUAAAGAGUGACUUGACAAAGAGACUUUCAUCAUCAGCAAGACAAGACAAAGAAUCUACUCCACAAACACUUCAGUUUAUGUAUAAGGACCAAACUUGUUAUACAGUAUUGUUGAAUUACCACUUCUCCCCAUUAUGUGUACAUAAUAAGAGAUGUAGAGAAAUGUUGAGUACUUUAAUCUUGUAAUGCACCCAAGAUAUACAUUAUUCUUAAAGUAGUUAAAGUGACUGUCCAUAUUAAUGUGGACUAGAUUAUGUUAAUUGUCUGUACCACCCGUUCUGUUGUUAUAAAACAACUGUAGCUGCUGAUAUUUUAUGGAAUCUGGAAUUUCCAGUCAUAAGUCUAUUUCUAUGAUGAUGACAACCUAUUACAGAGUCCCACAGUUGAUGUAUACUGAUGAGGAUGUAAAAUCGAAUGUGCAAAAUAUUUUAUUCUAUGUAUAGAAUGCUGUGAUAUAAUUUUAUGAUUUCUCUUGUAGCUUAAGGGUGUAUGUAUAAUUUUGCAUGCUUCAUUCCUUCCGAUUGAUACAUGAAACCAAUAUAAUUUAUUACUUAAAGAUGCUGAUGUGCUACCUGGUAUUUGUUUAUUUUCUUUAUAAUCAGCAAUAGUUGGGUUUCUUUUUUUUUGUUUUUUUUUUUUCAAUCCUAUAGUUGUGGCAUUUGAUCUGACUGCAUGUAAAAGAGUAUAUGUUGUUCACCACAUUUCUACUCUUAUUUCAGGAAUGGAGACGUAAUAUAGGUGCAUUUUUACAGCCUGAAAACAGAGAAGAAAUCUGGUGAUCAAAGUCAAAAGAAUGAUAAAUAAAAUUACCUGUAUACUAUAAAUAUAA